Drosophila elegans is the source of this 64270-nucleotide messenger RNA. It is a transcript of the gene Msp300, whose product is annotated as nesprin-1. The coding region runs from base 592 to 62550 and encodes 20652 amino acids. Gene Ontology annotation, molecular function: actin filament binding. Gene Ontology annotation, biological process: negative regulation of cell population proliferation; nuclear migration. Gene Ontology annotation, cellular component: cytoplasm; nuclear outer membrane; meiotic nuclear membrane microtubule tethering complex. The transcript has 31 exons. The record is from RefSeq and is a predicted model, not a curated record. NCBI's taxonomy places the organism in Eukaryota, Metazoa, Arthropoda, Insecta, Diptera, Drosophilidae.
CAGUAUCAGUAUCGAACCGGCUUUCUACGACAGCGGAUUGGAAUCGCGGAGCGACAAAGUCGCCGGGCGUGUAGUGAUGUGAUAUAGCCGCCUGCCCACCAGGCUAAGCACAAAAAAAGUGAAAAGUGAAUAAAAAACCCAAAAAUCCUAAUUCCCAAGUGAGAAUUACGAGCGAAAUACGAAUUUUUCUUACCCAACCGCAUGAGAUAAUCUCAGGUUGGCAUUGUGUCUAAACCUCUAAUAAAAAAAAAAAAAAAAAAAAAAAGCUUUAAGUGUUAAACAUAAUAAAAAGAAGAAGCUUGUGUAUUUGCUUUUAAGCAAAUUAAAGUUGAGUUACGUGUGCCGAAAAAAAUAAAAUUGACUGAAGGCCAUUCAAGGGUUGUUCAAAGGAAAAUUCGGCACUCACGGUGUGUGUGUGUGCGUUGCGUGAGAAAAAUCAAUUCUGCAUUGGUGGAAAACCGGAGGAGGAGAAAAGUGGAAGAGGAAAAGGAAAAGGACAAAGCUAAAGGCUGGUUUUUGGUGGCUUGCGAAAAACUCGUAACCGAUGACAAUUUGGCUUGACGAGGGUCUAUUAGCGAAAUCAAUGCCAUUAUGGCUGAUAACGGAGGGCCAGGAUCCAAGCACAAGGAUCCCAGAACCAUAGAUGCCGGCGAAGGAGGAGGCGAUGACGUGCCUCCAGUGCCAGCUGUUCGCCGGCGUCGCGCGCAUGAGCAGAAAUCCUCGAGAGAACAUGUGGAGGAAAAGCAGAAGAAGGAGGUGCAGGGUCAGGAGGGCCAACAGCUGGAGACAUCGACGGUGACAAGGACCUAUAUGAAGACCAUCACCACCUCACUGACCACCUCGAGUAGCUCCAAUGUGGAGGAGUUUGUCCUGGAGGAGCCAUCACUUGCAGCAGUAGCUCCAUCGCCGAAUCAGCAGAGAUUGCGUCAAAAGGUGGCACAGUAUGAAAAGGUCUGGUCGUCGGAUGGCUCCCAUAGCGUGAAGAGACCCGCUGACCAGAGCGCCGAUGAGCUGCGUCUGGCCGACGACGUGCAGGAUGACCAGUACGAUGCCGAGAAUCCCUUCGACAUCGAUGUCCAUGAGAUUGAGCGGCGGCUGCGCCAGGAGCGGCAACGUGGCCUGGCCGAGGCGGAGGCAGCCAAGCUGGCCUUCCAGCAGGUCCAACUGCGGCACACAACUCCUCCGCGUCGCGUGGAGGUGACCAGUGACCAGGUGGCCAGUCCCUUCAAUGUCACCCUUCGCACCACCAGUCGCAUGAGUCCUGGUGCCGAGCAGGGCAACGUGGAGGAGCAUCUCGCCCCCUUCAAUGUGACUUUAAGGACCACUCGAAGGAGCAAGAAAAAAGAGAUUAAAGAACUCGAAAGCUUCCUCGAAGGAGAACGUACUGUGCGGGAGGUGCCAUCGGCGGAUGGCGUGAGGACCAUCAUCACCUCCUCGAUGACCAGCGAUGGUGGCUAUGCCGAGGAGAAAAUCUAUCGCCAUGGCGAGGGUUAUGUAUCCCCGAGAGAUUCACCCUCCUGGUCGCGUUCCAGCUACUCCAGCGAGCGAUCCAAUGUGACGCCACCGAGGAGCGUGGAUCUAACCGCCGGCGGACGAAGGAUUCUGAUCAAACUGGAGCAGGAAAGUGAACUAAUCGAGGCGGACAGCCAGCAGAGGGACGAGACCGACUCGUCGUUUGGUCGGCAGGAAGUGGCCAUGGCAACCGGCAACAUUGACAUUACCGUCGGCGGUAGCAACCCCCGCCGGCGUUUGUACCAGCAAACAACUGUCCAAAUGGGUGGCGGCAACACCACCACCCCCGCCGACGAACUAACACCCCAAAGGCCCAGGCCCAGGGACUUGGCUUUGGGCACCAGCACCAGCACCACCAAGACAAUGCUUACAUCCACGCCAAUUGGCACGAAGGAGCAACCGCAAACGGGUCCGAACACUCCAGUUAGUCCAGCUGCAACGUGCCAAUUGCGUGGUUCUUCGACGGAAGAGCCCCGGAAAAUUGUAAGCCACAAAACGAUAACCAGCACAACGACCACAAAGUCCACUUCAUCAUCCUCCUCGUCCACGUCCACGUCCACGUCGCGCAAACUAAUCGAAUUGUCGUCGUCGCCGCCGGUAGUCGGAAAUAUCUCGCAAAUACGUACGGAAAACAACGAUAUCGACAUCGAUAACGAUUCGGACACGGAGGGCAGACCGGCCAGUAGCAUAGUGAUUGUGUCCACCCCCACGCGACCCACCACACCGGCAUCCGCAUCCGCAUCCGCAUCCGUAUCUGUAUCCGCAUCCGUAACCCCAUCCGCAUCCGUAUCCGCGUCAGCUGCCCACGCCCUCAGCGGCAUCGGCACUUUCAGCAAGAGUCUGCGCCAGGAUUAUCAGACUCUAGCAACGCAAAGUGGCCGCAGCAACGAAUCACCCAGUGAACAGGAAUACCAGGAGUUCCAGUCCACCAUGGCGUCCAUUAAUUAUGCGCGCAGCAAUUCCCAGUACGACAGCCAUAUCAAGGAGAAACGAGAGGAGCAAGAACGUGUGCAGAAGAAGACAUUCACUAAUUGGAUUAAUUCAUACCUAUUGAAGCGUGUUCCACCGCUUCGUAUCGAUGAUUUAAUCAAUGACUUACGCGAUGGUACCAAACUAAUUGCAUUGCUCGAAGUUCUGUCCGGCGAACGCCUGCCCGUGGAGAAGGGCCGCGUUUUAAGACGUCCACAUUUCCUCAGCAAUGCCAAUACGGCCCUGCAAUUUUUGGCCAGCAAACGGAUCAAGUUGGUUAAUAUUAAUCCCGCAGAUCUGGUGGACGGGAGACCACCAGUUGUGUUGGGUUUGAUAUGGACGAUCAUCUUGUACUUCCAGCUUCGUAAAAAGAGGCGGAAAAACUUAGUAGUAGUUAUAAAUUAUGCGCCACAGAUCGAGGAGAACAGCCGCAACCUAGAGUAUUUGGGUCAUGGUAUUGGCGGUUCGGUUAGUUCCCUCGACAGUGUUGGCAACCAAAAGCACGGCGAUCUUAAGGCUGAGAAAUGGAAGCAGGGUGCUAGGAAGACCCUGCUCAACUGGGUGACCAACGCCUUGCCAAAAGAAAGUGGUGUGGAGGUGAAGGAUUUCGGCGCCAGCUGGAGAGAUGGCGUGGCUUUCCUUGCCCUUAUCGAUGCCAUCAAGGCGAAUCUGGUGAACUUGGCUGACCUGAAGAAGGCCAGCAACCGACAGCGCUUGGAGACUGCUUUCGAUGUGGCCGAAAGCAAACUGGGCAUUGCCAAACUCCUGGACGCUGAGGAUGUGGAUGUACCCAAGCCAGAUGAAAAGAGUAUCAUGACAUAUGUGGCACAAUUUUUGCACAAGUAUCCUGAACCAAAGGGUGCUUCACGCGAUCUUUCGCAUGCGCAGCAGGAAGCGGACGAACUUCGUCGCUUUUUGAUAGAGAAGACCACCGAGUACGAGCCUAUGGUCAUGAUGAGCUCGUUCCCACGCGAUUUCGGUGAAUAUUUACUGGCACGUUCUGAAGUCGAUGCCCAUUUGGCGGCAUAUAACCGCUUGAAACAGCUCAUCGAGAGCCAGAGCGGAUUCCUGCAGGUCUCCCGCCAAUCUUGGGAGGAGAUCAACGAGCUGUGGCAGCGCCUCCAGUACCAGAUGAUGUACUGGCUCUGGCUGCUGGACUCCGAGCUGCCCGGCGACUUUGGCACCGUUGGCAAAUGGUUAGCCGAAGCAGAGAAAUUACUAAUGGACAAUGAUAUACCCAACGCAAUGAACGAGGAAACGGCCGCAGUGAUUAGCAGGAAGUUGGAGGAGCAUAAGCUCUUCUUUGCCGAUCUGCCUCGCAUUGUGGCCAUGUUCGAGAAUGCCAAGCGGUCACCGCUUGCCCAGCAGAUUCCGCUGGAGCAGUUGCGUAACAUGGAACGACGCCUUCAAGAGGUCGGACCCAAGGCAGCAGAGCGCAGGAUUCGUUUGAAGUUCCUGGAGCACAAGUGCUGCCUGAUUGCCUUCUUGAAUCUGGUGGAGAACAAGAUGCGCGGCUGGACUGGAAAGUACGGGCACGAGGAGAAGGUGGCCCAACAGCUGGAGCAGUACAAGAACUUUGUGUCGCGCAACAAGAUCUUCCAGGAGUUCCAGAAGGCCUUUGUCGAUAUGCAACAAGUGGUGGAUGAGUACAAGCGUGAAGGCAAUGUUCCACGCAAGGAGAUCAACGAUAUUGAUCGCUUUAUGUAUGAAACCGAGGAGCGCUGGAAACGUGUUUCCAUGGAACUGAAGUGCUGCCAGAACUCACUGGAGGAGGUGGUCAACUGCUGGCGUAGCUGGAACCAAUUGGCCCCCACUUGCGAGGAGUGGCUGCUGUUGGCCGAGCAGAAGGUGAACCAGAGCGAGGAUGAGCGUCUGGACUUCUUCCAGGAUAUACCCGUGUGGAAGGACAAGUUUGAUGCCCUGGCCAAUUCUGCCAACUACUUGAUUGCCUCCUGUGAGGAGCCCAUUGCUCAGCAGCUGCGCCAGCGACAUGGAGCUUUGUCCGAGCGAUUUGAGCGUUUGUUUGCCAACACCAAGCAGUAUAUGCAUGCUGGAGACAUCAUCCGUUCGCGGCAGGAAUACAAGUCGGGCAUUGAACAGCUUUCCCGUUGGCUGCGAGGAGCCGAAAGCGUUCUCGAUCAGCGUCAAGUUCUUGGCAACAGUGAACAAAUCAAGCAAUAUGGCCAGCAGUUGCAGCAAUUGGCCAGCGAAAUCGAUGAUAAUGAAGAGCUGUUCAAGACCAUCAGCAGGAAUUUCCAAUCACUGAUACAAGAUCUUUCCCGCGACGAGGUGGACAAAAUGAUGAAGCUGCUGAAGCAGGAGAAGGAAUCUCUGGUGCGCAUACGCGCCCAGUUGCCUGCCAAGCUGCAUCUCUUCCACCAACUGCAGAUUCAACAGGAAUCCCUGGAGGCCGGACAAAAGGAGAUUCAUCAGUGGUUGAGCGAGGCCGAACAGCUUUUGGGAACGCAUAAUCUCUCUGGAGGCCGCGAUGCCAUCAAUGAGCAACUGCAGAAACACAAGACCUACUUCUCACGCACAGUCUACUAUCGUUCCAUGCUGGAGAGCAAGAACAAGGUAUUCCAGAACCUGCUGAAGGCGGUGUCCUCCGAUGAUAAGAUCGACACUGCGCCCGCUUCGCAGCAAAUGCAACAGCUGAACGAACGCUUCAACUAUGUGAUUCAGAAUGCCCAGCAAUGGGAGCAACGCUUGGAUUCGGCUGCUGGUGGAUGGAGCAACUUCAAGGACAACGAACGUGUGGUCAGCGAGUGGCUCACCCAGGCGGAAUCCAUGCUGGUGGAGAAGCACAUCGAAUCGAAGACCACAAUCGAGACGCAGAAAUACUUCUUCGAGCAGGUCAACGAUCGCUGGAUGAACGAUCUGGUGCAGUCGGCUCAACAACUUCUGACCACUUUGCCCGCCCAGGAGCAACCAGCUGUGGUUCACAGCGUGGAGCAGUUGCAAUCCCGCUGGAAGAAUGUGCUGUCUCAGGCUCCUUUGCAUCUACUCAAAUUGGAAUUCAGACUGGACGAAAAUGCCUUCUAUCAAUCCCUGAAGGAUGUGGAGAAGGAAUUGCAGCUGGAGCAGCAGGCCUUAAAUCGGAAUGAGGAUGUGGACUCCAUUUUGCAGCGCAACCAACAGUUCCUCCUGCAACAAGAUGCAGUGCCUCGCCUGGAGCGUUGCCUUCAGAACAUGCAACGAUUGGCUAAUGCCCACAGGCAACAACAACCCGGUGACAUUAGUCUGGAUCAGGCCUACGACAAUGCCAAGUCCCAGUGGCAACUGUUGUCCAACAAACUGGGCGACAUGCGUCAGACCCUCCAGCAAAUCCCAGCCCAAUGGCAGGGUUAUCAUCUGAAAUUCAACGACAUGGUCGGUUGGAUGAACGGUGUGGAUCAGAGCCUAAAGAACAUCGUGAAUGAAGUUAACACCAUGGAGGAAUUCGAGAAGGAGAAGGUUGUCUUCCAGCUGAGGGAGCUAGUGAAAAUCUGCCAAGAUGCCGACAACAAACGGGAGGAUAUGAAAUGGCUGGUCAAGACCUUGGACUCUCUGCUUAGUUACGCAACCGAAGAUGAGGGUAAUCUCGAGCAGAAGAAGCUGGAGGACCUGAUUGCUCGCUACAAGAACCUUAUACCCACGAUUGAGAUCACCAUGGUCAAGACGGAAGUUUUCUCCAAGUGCUACACUUACCGCAGAGAAGUUCACGAGGUUGUCUGUCUGCUGAGCAAGGUCAAGGAUCAGACGGCCAAUAUACCAGCUCCCGACAGCCUGGAACGUGUGAAUCGCCUGAUUGAGGAGCAGCAAUAUGCCAUCAAUCAGCUGGAUCACCAGCGUCCACACAUCAUGUCUAUGCUGCAAAGAGGACGUGAUCUGAUCAAGGAUGUGCACGCCCCAGCCUUUGUGAAUACUGAUGUGAAGAAUCUGGAGACGGGUUGGAAUCAGGCGUACACUGAAACCUCUGACAAACUGCAGGCCCUCAAGGGAACCCAGGCUGUUUGGAGUGAUUUCGUGGACCAGAAGAACGACAUCUUCUCCAUGUUGCAAACUGCGGAGACGGAGCUUCGCUCGUUGACCCCAUUGCAAACCGAUCCCAAGAACGUCAGUCAGGAUCUGAAGUCCAAGCGAGAUCUCAAUGUGCAACUGCAGCAGGCUUCCCAUCAGCUUCUGCCCAAGUUGCAUGCUCUGAAAUCAGAAUUGGCUCCACUGGCUGCUGCCGACAAGCGUCCCAUUCUGGAGAAGGAAGUGACCGAGGUGGAGAAGAUGUUCUUCAACACCAUGGAGCAUGUGAAGGAUCGCGUCGGCUAUCUGGAGGACUACAGUGCCAAGUGGAAUAACUACAAGACACGCCUGGCCGAACUGCAGGAAUGGGCCAAUAAGGUUGCGCCCAAGAAUAUCGAAGCCCUUCAGUCCGAGGAUCUCACACCGGAGGAGCGUGUGGUCAAGGUGCAGGCCUUCAAGCGCAUCCUUGGGGAUCGCAUGAAGCAACUGGAUCUCUUGGCCGCCGAUGCCUCCGAGUUGGCACCCAAGGAGGGCAACAUUGCCGAGGCCAAGCGACUUAAGGGCGAGAUCACCAAGCUGCAGGAGGUCCUCAGUGCCAUCAAUCGGAAUGUGGACCAUCAGGCACAGGCUGUGCAGGAGGAUCUUGUCAACUGGCAGCAAUUCCAGGCCGGUCUGCAGCAAAUCAAGCCCGCUGUGGAGCAAAGCGAAGUCAAGGUAAAUAAUGUAGUUUCUAAGCCCAUCUCCCUCGAAGAAGCCGUUGCCAUGCAACAGAAUGCCCAACAAUUCGAGACACAGUGUCAGGAGCAAUUGGACAAGCUCCAUGGCAUAUCAAACAUCAGUCAUAAAAUGUUGUGUAAGACCAAUGCCCCCGACGAGCUGGAUGCCAUGCAUUCGCGUUGGACGGCUGUCCAUGAGAACGCGAAGCAGGCUAGCGCCAAGCUCGAAAAAUUGGUGGGCAAUUGGAAGUCCUUCGACGCCGAUGCGGCCAAGCUGGAGGAUUGGGUUUCGCAGGGCGAGCAGCUGAUGUCCAGGCGACCAGCUGUCCUCAAUACACCGCACAUUGACAAACUCGAAAAGGAGCUGGUCAAACUGAAGUCCUUCAACAACGAGAUCUCGCAGCAGCAGGCUAAGCUCGUGACUCUGGGUCAGAAUGCCGAUCAAAUUAGUUUGCAUUUGGCGCCCGAAGGCGCAGCUGCCUUGAAGGAUCGCGUGAACCAGAUGAAGGGCAAGUUGCAGAAGCUUUCGGAAGCCACUCGCGGUCACAUCAACGAAGUCUCCGAUGCCAUCAUUUCCCGGCAGGACUUUAACGCCAAACUGGUGAACUUCUCAAACUGGAUGGAACAGCUUCGUAACCAGAUUACGCAAGUGGAAGAAAUCAAUCCGGAACGUGUGGAAACCAGUCUGCAUGUUAUCCAUGCCCUACUGCAGGAACAUGCCGAUAAGAAGCCAAGUUUUAAUGCCAUCUACGAUGAGGUUAAGCAAUUGGCCCUGGGAGCCACUCCCGAAGAAUCGAAUGCCCUGAACGAUGCCUACACUGCUUUAGUGGUUAACUAUCAAAACCUGGAGACCAACAUGCUGCAAAAGAAGGCGGCUCUGGAGAAGUGGACUGAACUGCUGGGCUGGAAGAACGACACUGAGUCCCAUUUGAACUAUUUGAAGCACCAGCUAGACAAACCCGAAGGACCCGCCGCCGAGGAACUGAGCAAGGUCAUCGAUGAGAUCGAUAAUUUGGGUCAGGGCAUUGGCUACUGGAAGGGUCAGGCCAAGGAGAUCGACGAAAAUCCAGCCAUUCAGCUGAGAGAUGCCUUGUCCCGUCGUCCACUGAUCGCCACUCAAAUUGUGAAUGAUGUUGAGAAUAAGUUGGAGAACCUAAAGCUACGCUCCCAAAAUCAACAGCAGCAAAUUCAACAGAUGACCGUACGGAAGGAUAAGUUCCAUGCGCUGGAACACAACUUUGGCCAGGCGCUGCAGGAGAAUCGCGCCAAGCUGGACGAGAUUCUCAGACAGCAUCCGACUCUGAACAACAUCGAUCAGAUCAUUGCCGAUUUGGUGGCUCUCAACGAUGCCUUGAAGUACCAGGCCGAUCUGAAGAAUCGCAUUCAUGACGAAGGUUCUUUGCUGAUGCGGGAGGAUAUUGCCAGCAUGCCUGCCAUUCAGGAGAGCCUUCUUGUGAUGGAUAAGAACUACGAUUCCCUUCAGAACGAGAUUGCCGAUCGCAUACAGAAGUACAACUUGAUAAGCCAGGCAUUGAGGGAGUAUGCCGAUUCCAAGGACAAGUUCUCCAAGGAGCUAAAGAAGGCAGAAGAUUUGUUCAAUGCUAUACCACAACAGCCACGCGAUGAAACUGAGCUCCAGCAAGCUUCCGAGAAGACCAGAAAGACCAUGGAACAGUUGCGCAAAUCUAAGCUUAGCUUGGAUGAACUCGAGCGACGGGGCAACAAUGUGGCUAAACUAUUCAGUGCCAUUGGAGAGCCAAUUCCACAGGAAGUGCCACAGGAGGUAACAGCUGCCAAGCAAACCUGGCAGGAUCUGCACGACAAGACGGCCAAGAACGCCCAUGUCUACGAGACUGAGGCUGUUAUUUGGUCACAGAUCGAAGAUGCCAAGAAGGACUUGCUACCCUGGUUGUCCGAAACGAAUCAGGGACUUUGUGAUGCGGCAGAUAACUCAAUUGAAAUUGAGUUUGGACCCAUGCGUCUGAGCAAAUAUCGCACCGAGUUGCCAUCCUACGAGGCUCUAAAGGAUUCAAUUGUGGAGAAAACAAAUGAUUUGGUCAAGAUAAACAAAGGCGCUGAAAUUCCCGCCCUAUCUGCACUCAAUAAACUUCUGACUGAGCAGUUCGCCGAAGUGAGCAGCAAUGCUGAUCGUUUGAGUGCUGUUACCACUUCGUUUAAUGAUCAGGAACAAGAGUUACGCAAACGUUCGAAGGAAGCUGGCGAGCGGGUGAGCAAACUCCGUGAGCAGCUCAUCAAGUGCGACGACAUGUCCGGUGAUAAUAACAAGAUCAUGGAACGUCUGCUGCAAUGCCGUGCCCUGCGCGGUGAACUCGACAAUAGCGGAAACGAAAUCGACAACAUCAAACAAAAGGUCGACGAGCUGCGUAAUCUGUAUCCCACUUUCAGUGAGUCUAUUAUACCGAAGGAACUGAAUAACGUGCAGAAGCGCUAUGAGAAUGUUGAUCUCUAUGCCAAGAAGAUCGAGAGUUCUCUGCUGCAGUUCCUUAAGAAAUUCCAUGCCGACAAGGUGGGCAUGCUGAAGCGCAUCAUCGCGACUCAACGCGAAAAGGUGGCUUGGUGUCAGCCUGAGUCGUCCAGUGACAAAUACAACCUGGACGUGAAGAAGUCUUCGCUACAGGAGGUCAGCAAGAGCAUCGAUGAUUGCAAGGCGCGACAUGCCGAAACGCUGAAGUCACUGGAAAUGCUAAAGGCGGUCGAAUCACCUCAAAACCUGGCUGAACUUACCAACGAUGCCGAGUUACUGCGCAAGGACAUGCAGGCUCUGCAGGAUAGCUUUGACAAAAUCAAGGGAAUCCUCGACGAGAACGUGGAUUUGUGGUCUCAGUAUGAGCAGGCGAACGAGCAGAUUUCCAAUUGGUUGCGUGACGUUGAAGGAAGGGUAAAGGCAGAGACCAGCAGUCAAGUUAAUCUACCCGAAGUGCCACAAAAGCUUCAGGAAUUGUCCAUUCUCCAACAGGAUGUCUUGGCCCAUGAGCCCAUAAUCAACAAUCUUGAGCAGACUUCCCAGCAACUAAUUGAAAAGAACCCAGAGGCAAGAAUUGGACAGUUUGUCACCCACUUGGUGCAGCGUUAUCAGGCUGUGUCUAAGGCUUUGACUGGUUAUAUUGACAAGAUCCGUAGUGCCCAGUUGUCUAAUGCCAACUUUGCCAAGGCAGCCAAGGAUUUCAAUGAGUGGUUCGGUGAUGCUAAGAUCGAAUUCCAGGAAUUGGCUCGCAUGGGAUCGCCUGGAUCUUCUUCUGCCACAGCUCAACAAUUGCAGACGGUCAAAAACUACAUCAAGACCUUUGACAAUGGACAAGUUUUGUUGAACAACGCUGUGGACAUUGGUGAGGCCCUGUAUCCUGUGGUCUCGCCCGAUAAUCGCGAACGCAUCCGCUCAGAUCUUCGUCAAAUGCGUGAGAAGUUCGAUUAUCUGCGCGAUGAGGCAAAUGCUUUCAUGCAGCAGGUUGAGGGUGUUUUGAUUCAAAAGACAUCGAUCGAAGAAAGUUACACCCAGGUUUCGCACUACCUCAACGAGUCGAAAGCAAAGGUUCCCGCCGGUGACGAAUUGUAUCCAACUUUAGCCACCAAAAAGGCUGCUCUGCAGAACUACAAGACUCAGCUCCAGGAAAUAACCCUUCACAAAAAUGCUCUUAAACAAUUGCAUGACAAGGCUGUGACCCUUUGUGAUGAUGAGUCAGAGAGGAAGACCGAGGAAUCCAUCCAGGAGUAUAACACUCUAUCCAAGAAGAUUUCCGAUAGGAUUACAACCGUGGGUAACCAUGUGGUUAAACAUGAGGCUUACGAUCAGGUACUUGAAAAGGCGCAAGACUGGCUAAACACUAUUAAAUCCGAAGCUAUUGACAUUCUCAACGAGACGACUUUCGAGAAGGAGGGCGCCGAGGAAAAACUGCUUGUGGUGGAAAAUCUUUUGCAGCACAAGCCCGAGGGUGAUUCCAUUUUCGAUACCUGUCAUAAGUUAUUGGAAACUGUGCUGACCCAAACCCAUCCCAGUGGCCAUCCAGCCCUGCUUAAGGGUUUCGAGGAACCGAAGCAAUCGUGGGAGGACUUCAUGACACUGUGUCAGGACUCGGCCGUUAAACUGAAGCAGCUCUGCUCCAAAUGGGAUGAGUUUGACACGAUAAUUGAAGAGCUGGACAACUGGAUGAAGAAUGUCGAGGCGGUCGUCAAGAACCAGAACCUUAAAAGCACAGCGGAAGCUAAGAAUGCCCAUUUGAAGCAGCUGCAGGAUAUUGCCAAGGAUAUUGAACGCCGUGGAUCGGCUAUCAAUGAGCUGAUGGAUCAAGGUCGUGAGAUUGAGGGUGAAACCGACUUGAACCUUAAGCUGUCCCGCCUGAAUACUCGCUAUCAGACCCUGAAAAACCUCUGCAAGGAAUCGAUAGCCAAGUAUGUGAACUAUGUAAAGGAUCACGAGAGCUUCGAUAACGAUUUCGAUGCAUUCAAGCAGAGUCUUCAAUCUUCAGCUGAUGAGCUGGCCAAGGCCAACGAAAUUGUGGGCGAUCAAAGCGUGCUGCAAGAUCAGCAGAACAAACUGCGUGAAAUGUCCGACAAACGCAUUUCGGACUCCACUCUUUUCGAGGGUCUCAUCGACCGCGGCGAGAAGCUCUAUGGUCACACCAGUCCAGAAGGUCGUGAAAUCAUCCGCCAGCAAUUGAGAUCCCUGCGCACUCUGUGGGACAACUACACUGAUGAUUUGAACUCGGCCACACAGAAGAUCGAUCAGUGUCUGCUGCAGUUCAACGAGUUCAGCAUUGCCCAGGAUCAGCUCACCAAGUGGCUAAAGGAUGUGGACAAGGCCAUGCAGAGCCACACGGAGCCGAAAACGACGCUGCAGGAAAAGCGUGCUCAAUUGCAGAACCACAAGUUACUCCACCAGGAAAUCACCACGCACAAUGUCCUUGUCGAUAAUGUCUGUGACAAGGCCCAGAUACUGGUGGAUCAGAUCAAGGAUAACUCGUUGAAUGUGUACCUAGCCUCGAUCAAACAACUUUUCCAGAGCAUUGUCCAAAAAUCCGAUGAGAUUUUGCACAAUCUGGAGGAUUGUGUCCAGAAGCAUAACGAACUAAACCAUGCCUUGUCUUCAGCCAAGACUUGGAUAUCGAAUGAGAAGGCCAAGUUGCUGGAGUGCGACGAUGCUUAUGGCGAGAAGGCAGACAUUAAGCGCAAGAUUGAAACACUGGGACAAUUGGCUCAGAACAAACCGCAGGCCAUGAAGUUGAUCAGCGAUAUACGUGACCUGUUUGAGAAGGUCAAGGCCACGACUUCCGAGAAGGGCAAUGAGGUGCUGGACAAGGAGAUCGAGGAAUUGGAGACCACCAUGAAGAGCCAUUUCGACGACAUCGAGGGCAUUGAAGGCAAGCAAAAGGAUGUGCUCGCCCAGUGGGACAAAUUUGAGAAGGCGCUCGAAGAGCUCACCAAGUGGUGUCGCAAUGCAGAGGCCGUUUUCCGUGAGCAGCAGCUUAAGUCGACGCUCCACGAGAAAGUGGAACAGCUGGAAAAGUACAAGAUCCAAAGGGAACUCAUUCUCCAAAAGGAGAAGGAGCUCGAUGCCUUCGGAGAUGCUGCCCAUGCCCUGCUUAACAACUGCGGAGCUGAUCGUCUAAAGACGCUUACCACUCAGAUUACCAAUCGCUAUCAACUGCUACAGGUUCUAAGCAAGGAAGUGGUCAAUCGUUGGUCCAACCUUGUCGACGAUCACCAGUUUUACCAGGACAAGUACAACGAGGUGGAUUUGUGGCUGCAACCCAUUGAGGCGCAGAUGGAGAAGGUGCUCUUAGAUGAACCCACCCAGAGUUCGAAUAUCCUGCAAGUGCUGCUGUCUGAAAAAGAGCAGGCAGAAAGCCUAUUCGCUGCUCUCAAUGCUGCUGGAGAAAAGGCUCUGCCAGAGACUUCAACUCAGGGUAGGGAGAAGAUUCGCAAGGACCUGCGUGAUAUCCGCGAUCGUUGGGACAAACUGGACGAGGGCAUUCGCAAUCUGGAGAAACGUCAGGAGGCACAGGGUGUUCAGCUCACCAGCUACCAGGACAUUCUUAAUCAAACCACCAACUGGUUGGAUCAAGUGGAAAAACUUAUUCACAAUGAAAACCCAGCCAGUUGGACUAGCGCUCAGGAAAUUCGCUCCAAAUUGUACAAGUACAAGGCCACAAACCAGGACAUUAACUCCCAUAAACGCAUUGUCGAGGCAGUAAAUGAAAAGGCAGCAGCUCUUUUGGGAAGCGCAGCUCCUGCAAAUGCCGAUGAGAUCUCCAAGGCUGUGGCUGAAGUCAACAAGCGUUACGAGCAAGUGGGUCAGGACUGUGCCAAAUUAGUUUCUGAUCUUGACGGAGCAUUCGAUGUAUACCAACAGUUCAGUGAGCUGCAGAAGGCUCAGCAGGAUUACCAGAAGAAUCUUUGGGAUCGCCUCACCGGUUACUCUGACUACUCGGGCAACAAAGCAGCGCUGCAAGCACGUCUCCAGAAGAUCAACGAGAUUCAGGAUGCUUUGCCGGAAGGUGUGGCCAAACUGAAGUCCCUGGAGGACCACAUCGAACAACAGGCCAAUAACAUACCCGCCCGAUCGAAGGAGGCAAUGGCCCGUGAUCUGGCCAACUUGCAUGCCGAUUUUGAGAAGUUCGGUGGUUCGUUAAGUGACGUAAAGAGUGGACUAGAGAAUCGCCUUCAGCAAUGGAAUGAUUACGAAGUCAAUUUGGAUCGUCUGAUCAAUUGGCUGGGCGAGGCGGAGAAUGCUCUAAAGAACUACAAUCUGAAAUCUUCGUUCGAGGAGAAGGAAGAGCAACUGAAUCGCUUCCAGUCUCUGGCUCAGAAUUUACGUCAAAACGAAGCUGACUUUGACAAGAUGAAGGACGACACCUCUGAGCUGGUGCAAAGUUCUGGUGAGACUAGAAUUGCUGUAAACGUGCAGCAGGUCUCCUCCAGAUUCCAAUCGAUACAAGCCACCGCUAAGGAGAUUCUCAAGAAAUGCGAGCAGGCUGUCCAGGACCAUGGUCACUUUAAUGAUAAAUACAAGCAGUGCGCGGAUUGGUUGGCAAAUGCUCAGGCCCGUUACGAUGAUUGCUGUGACUUGUCCACCGUUGCCUCUCGUGACGAUCUCCUGAAGAAGCAACUGGUUAUCCAAGAGCUUCUGGCACAGCAGCCUACUGCCACUCAGCUCCUGAACAGUACCGUUGAGCUGGGCGAGAAGUGCUACGGAUCAACAGCGACCGAAGGACGUGAAGCCAUUCGCAGUCAACUGGAUGACCUGACCUUCGAUCAAUUGUUUGACAACAUUGCCAUCACAGCGAGAAAGAUUCAGGAUAAAAUUGCCAAAUGGUCUGGCUUUGAUGAGAUUGCCGAUAAUCUUAAGAGCUGGUUAGACGAAACGGAGAAUGCUCUUCCAGCUGAUAUCGAGCUGAAGACAACGCUGGACGAGAAACGCACUAAGCUGCAAACCUAUCGUGACAUCCUAAACGACAUUAACAACCACCAGGUGGAAUUGGGUAACCUUCAAGAGAUUGCCGCCAAUUUACCGGAGAAGACAGACCUCGUGGACCAAAUCCUUAAGGAUAUUUCUGAUCGCUUUGGAAAGCUGCAAAAGCGUGCCCAGAACUACGUGGAGCGCUACGAGGGCAUUGUGAGUGCCCAUCAGCAAUACUCCAAGGCCGUGAUGGACGCUCAAGAGUUUAUCGAUGCCACCCAAAAUACGGUUCACUAUUGGGGCGAUUUGGAUCUCGAGCAGAUCUCAUUGCACACGAACCUGGACCGCCUAAAGAAUCUUAAGGCCAGUUUGGCUGAUGAGUUCCCACGAGUCGAUCAAGUGAGGGCCUUGGGCGAGAAGGUCAUUCCGGGUACAGUGGAUGUGGGUCAGGUGAACAUCAAGUCCCAGAUCGACACCACCCAGCAGGAAUGGGAGAGUCUACUGGCAACUAUCAGCUCCACCAUUGAGGGUAUUGAAGCACGCCUACAACAUUGGUCGGAGUACGAGCAACUACGUGACCAGUGUCUGGCUUGGAUUCGUGAUACGGAUAACAAUCUUCAUGCUAUCGAUCUCAAGGAGGAUCUGCCAAAGAAGCGUGCUCAGUUGGAUGCUCUGAAGGCUCUCCAGGGAGAUGUACGUGCCAAGGAACUGGAAGUUGACAAUGUCACGGAGAAGGCGCAAACCCUGCUUAAGGGUCCCAGCAGCAAUCGAGCCUCUGGUCCUGAAUUGGUGACCAAGUACCAGCAGAUCUUCCACAAGGUCAAGGAACUGAACAACCGUUGGCAGCAGUACGUCACUUCCCACGAAGACUUUGACAACUCAAUUUCUGAUUGUUCCUCUUGGAUCAAUGACAUUAAAGAGAAGUUGGACUACUGCUCCGACAUGUCGUCUAUGAGUCCGAAAGAACUGGAUAAAAAGUUGGCCACUAUUCAAGAUGUUAUCUUGCUGAAGGACGAAGGUUCUGCUCGUGUCUUGAAGAUCCUUGAGCAGGCUCAGCAUGUGCUGGCCAACACAGCACCCGCAGGUCAUGAAGCUAUCAACAAGGAACUCACAGAUCUCCAAGAGCUCUGGUCAGGAAUUGCUCUGCGCAUCAUGGAUGUCAAGUCUAAUCUGGACGACUCUAUUACUCAAUGGUCUGGAUUCCUGGACCAAGUGCAAAAUGUUCGCAAAUUCAACGAGUGGUUGGAUGGUUUGGUUAAGGAAUUAAGUGAACACCAAACAACAAUGACAGAGAAGCGAGCUCAAUUGGAUCGUGUUAAAUCAACGGAGGAAAAGGUGCGCGUGGAGAAGAUCGAUGUGGAUGCGCUGAAGAUUCAAGCCAAGGAAAUGAUUGCCAGCGGUCAACAGAGUCAGGCGGCCUUCCAGGCUCAAAAAGUACUGGAUACGUUUGAUGAGCUUUUUGGUAAGACCCAAAAACUUCUUUCGAACCGCCAGGAUCAGUACAGGGAUCAUCGAUUGUUCAAGGAGGCCUACGAUGAUUUGGUUAGCUGGAUUGGACGCGCACGUGAGAAAUUCCCUUCGCUGAAACAGAGCAGCUUAAGCGAUAAGUUGGCCAUUGAAAAUGCUGUUCAGGCCACAGAAGCUCUGCUCAACAAGCAGGCUCAGGGUGAACUUUUAGUGGAGCACUUGGUUCACACUGGCGAAGUGGUGCUGGCCAGUACCUCUUCGCAAGGUCAGGAGAUCAUUAGGAACGAUAUCCGUGCCCUGCGCGACAGCUUCGAGAGUUUGUUCCGUGAAAUCAACCAGCAGAAGGAGAACCUCGAGGUCACCAUGGUGCAGUGGCGAGCUUACAAGGAAGAGUAUGAGCGGCUAAUGGAAUGGUUGCAACAGAUCGACAUCCUUGUGAAGAACCACAAGCUUAACCUGUGCCCCAACCUUCCGGAUAAGGAGAAACAGGUGGCCGAUAUGAAGGAGGUGAUGUCGCGUCUUGAAAAGGGAAAGGAUGACAUCGAUAAGUUCAAUGCUUCGGCUGCCAGUCUACUGAAGUCCCACCUGGACACCUAUGUGAACAAUCAGCUGCGGCAUUUGGGUUCCGUCUAUCAAGUGCAAGUGAACCUGGCCAAGGAUGUUCUCAAGAAGGUGGAAACCAAUCGGGAUCAGCAUCGUGAGUACGAUGCUAACAUGAAAUCUGCCAAGGAUUGGAUAGCCAAUGCCAAGGCCACGAUUCAGUCGGCAGGCGAAGGAGCUGGCUCCAAGGAGGCUCUCCAACGACGACUGGAGCAGAUCCAGGAUCUGAUUCGCAACCGUGAGCUUGGCCAGAAUUUGGUGCACACGGCCAUUAACAAUGGCGAAAAGAUUAUCAGGAACACGCGCUCCGAUGGACGCGAUGCCAUCAACACUGAGAUGAAGGAAUUGCAGACCGAAUGGGAUCGCUUGGUUAAGAAAAUGUCCACCGCCAAGGUGCAGCUGGAAACGAAUCUGCUGCAAUGGGCGGACUACAGUUCCAGCUACUCGCAGUUGCAGCAAUGGAUCACCGACAGAGAGGCCAAGUUGCAACAGGCCUGUGAACAGAAGAUUGUCAAGUCCAAGCGUGGUCAACCCGGUCUCAGUUGUGGUUUGAGCGAACGCAAGGCCAAUCUCCGGCAGACGAAUAACAUUGUCCAGGAUAUAGUGUCCUUUGAACCCAUGAUUCAGUCAGUCACCUCCAAGGCUUCAGUUCUCCAGCAAGGCGCUCCGGGCACUGAGAUCUCGGAUAAGUACGAGAAUCUUACCAAGCAAGCCAAGGAUCUGUAUGAGAAGCAGAAGAACACCAUUGAGAGCUAUCAGUCUUUGAUUGAUGCAGGCAAUGAGUUCGCCACCUGGCUGAGAAACGCCAAGGAGCGGUUGAGCAAGUGCUCGGAGCCCACGGGAGAUAAACAAGCUCUGGCCGAGAAGACGCACCAACUGAAGAUUCUGCAGGGUGAACUCCCAGAUGGUGCCCAGAAACUGAAGAAUGCUCUGGAGCAGGGCGAGAUCGCUUGCCGCAGUGCAGAGCCCGAGGAUUGUGAAAUCAUCGAACAGGAAGUGGCCCUGCUUCAAGAGGAAUUCGAUGCCUAUAGUGAAGCCCUGAAUAAGGCCAAGGAUUAUCUGGAAGUGGGCAUUGUCAAGUGGUCCGACUACCAGGAUCAGUACACCGAAGCUUUGGAGUGGUUAAGUAAGACCGAAGCUUUGGUGCAAUCCUACAACAAACUGCAGGAUAGUUUGAUCCAAAAGAAGGUUGUCCUCGAGCAAUUCCAGGGACAUCUGCAGACCCUGUUCGACUGGCAGAAGACGCUGGAUGACCUUAACAUGAAGGCCCAGGUUCUGCUGGAGACUUGCUCCGACACAAGGAUCAGCAAUGCCAUCAUGCAGUUGACCACCAAAUACAAUGCUCUACUGACCCUGGCCAAGGAGGUGAUGCGUCGCCUGGAGAUGCACUACCAGGAGCAUCAGCAGCAUCACAGUCUGUACGAAGAGUGCCAAUCUUGGAUUGAGAAGACCCGCGAGAAACUUGCGGAAUGUGAACAAAUACCCGGAACUCUUAACGAAGUUCAAAUCAAAUUGAACACUGUGAAAAACCUUCGUCAAGGUUUCGAAACCGGUCAAAACAAGUUGCGUUAUCUGUUGGAGCUCAAGGAGAAGGUAAUAAUGAACACCGAACAAAAUGGAGCAGCGAAGAUCCAGGAAGACACGGAAUCCCUGAAACAGGACUUUGACAAACUCUUGGUGGAUCUCAACGAUGUACGCCAAAAGUUGGCCAAUCGCCUUGCCCAGCUGGAAGAGAUCUUCAAGCUUUAUAAGAUCCUGGUCGAAUGGCUGGAGGAUGUGGAGCCGAGUGUGAAGGCCAGUGAUGAGUACCUCAACGAUUUAAGCGAAAAGCGUGCGGCGCUGGAGAAAUUCCGCGUCAUUCAGCGUGACAUCAACGGACAUAAUGAUAUUGUGGAGAAGAUCAAUCAGCGUCUUAAGGAGGAUAGCAGCUUGGAUCUGAAUGACUUCCAGCCUGGUCUAGGCAAAUUCGAUGAACUGCAGACGCAGGUGAAUAAGAUCAUCGAGUCACUGGAGAACCAGGUGAACAGCCACGAGAAAUACAAGCAGGCCUACAAUGAGCUGCAGGAUUGGCUGCGUCGCACACGCAUCGAAGUGGAGCAGUGUGCCGAUUGUCAUGGCGAGAAGGAUCAAGUGGAGAGUCGUCUGAAUCGAUUGGGAGACAUACAGUCCUCUUCGUUGGAUGGCAAAUCUCUGCUGGAAGCCUGCGAGGAGCUCAGCCAGGCGGUGAUUGCCACCAGCGGAAGCGAAGGCCAGGACAAUGUGGCCCAGGAGAUCAAGCAUCUAACCUCGGAGUGGGAAACCCUCCAGGCAAUAUCCCGCGAUGCUCGCAGCAGCUUGGAAUCCUGCCUGGCCGCCUGGCAGACAUUCCUGCAGAAGUUCAACAAGAUCAACCUUUGGAUCGAAACGAUGAGCAAGCGCGUUACCAAAUCCCAGGAAGGCGAAAACAAGAACCCCGAAGAUUUGGUUAAUGCCAAGAAACUGCUUGAGGAAGUGCUGGCCGAGAAGGAUAAUGUGGAGGAUCUGAACGAUAACUGCGAGCUGCUCAUGGAGCAGAGUGCCUGCACUCGCAUUCGUGACCAGACCAUCGAAACCCAGGCCAACUACACCAAGCUUCUGACUUCCGCCCAGGGAUUGGUUGCCAAGAUCGAGAAGAAUCUGUCCGAUCACACUGAGUUCCUCAACUACAAGAAGGAAAUGGAUGACUGGAUAGAAAAGGCCCAACAGGUCCUAGACGACUGCUCCACCGAUGGCGAUGCUGCAAUCAUUGCCCAGAAACUGGAUACCGUCAAUUCCCUGGCUUCCCGCCUGCCCGAAGGUCAGCAUCUGUUGGCUUUGGUGCAGGAUGCCUACUCGAAGGCCUCGAACAUAACGCCCGAGGACAAGCAAGAGAAGCUGCGGGAACUGAUGACCAAGGUGCGUGAGGAUUGGGAUGCCUUGGGUCUGGCGGUCAAGCAAAAGUUGAGCGAUCUGAAGCAGGCACAAAAUCGUUGGAACGAUUUUGCUGCCAACAAGGACAAGCUUGAGAAAUGGCUGAACGAAGCAGAGAAGACACUCAAGGUGGCACCCGAAACCAAGGGCGAACUGAGCGAAAUGAAGACUCUGCUGGAGCGCUACAAGACCCUUGCGAAUGAGCUUAAACAAAAGGGUAAUGAGCUGGAGCAGCUGCAGUCGGAGGCUCGCGACCUGGGCACCGAAGUGGAUGCAGUGAAUCGCUUGCAGUCCCGUUGCGACAAGCUCAAGACGGAUUGCGCCGCUCACAUUGCGGCGCUGGAACAGGAGAUGUUCGAUUACAAUGCCUACCAUCAGAGUCUGCAGGAUGUGGAGAAGUGGCUGCUGCAGAUCUCCUUCCAGCUGAUGGCCCACAACUCGCUGUUCAUCUCGAAUCGCGAACAAACCCAGGAGCAGAUCAAACAGCACGAGGCCCUGUUGGGUGAAAUCCAAAAGUAUCAGACCAAUUUGGAUGACUUGAAUGCCAAGGGUCAGGCGCAGAUUAAACGCUAUGAGACCUCAACACCGGCCAUUCGUCCCACUGUUGAGUCCCAGCUGAAGAACAUCCAGGAGAGCUACAACUCGCUGCUGCAAACCUCAGUGCAGAUCAAGAAUCGUCUGCUGGAGUCGCUGGCUAAGUUCCAGGAAUACGAGGACACUCUGGAUAGCAUCAUGCGUAAUCUGGAGGCAUAUGAGCCGAUUAUUCAAACCGAACUGGAUGCCCCGGCCACGAGUCUGGAAUUGGCUCAAACUCAAUUGAAAUGUGCCCAGGAAAUGCAGAAUAAAUUGAACAACGAGAAGUCCCGAUUGGCAGCCGCCGUUCAGGCCUGUGAGGCAGCCACUGCCUCCAUAAGUCGUCCAAGUUCUCCGCUGGAGACAGCCAUGCAGGCCAUUCCCGAAAGGGAGCUCAUUGUGCGCGCCAAGCUCGAGGAUCUGCUGGAUCAGAAACCACCUCCAAAGACUCAGAGCUCAAUCAAAGAUGUCAACAAAGAUGUUGAAGAUGAUGAGGAUGAUGAUGUUGAGAUCCAGGUUGAGCUCAGCGAUGUGAAUGAGGCGCUUUCGGAUCCAAUUGCCCACGAGCGUGUCAGCAACUAUCGUCGCAUAGUUCGCCUGAAUAGUGCCCAUGUGGGCAAGCUGAAUGAACUAGUUGCUAAGGUGCAAUCCCACUUGGGUGGUUUGACUGCAUCCGUUAGCGAACUGGAGCAACAGCAGAAGCAGCGCGCCGAGCUGCAGGAUUGGGUGAAGAAACAGCAGAGCUCUGUCUCAGAUUGGAUGAUGCGUCCUUGCAAAUUGCGUCCUGAGGCAGCCCAACAGGAGCUGGUGUCCAUGAACGAUUUGUUGAACUCUAUCGGUGACAAGAGAUCGCAACUGAUGUUGGAAAUGACAGGAUCAUUGGGCGAUGAAGACACCGAUCUGGAUGACAACAUUGACAAGCUGGAAUCGGAGCUCAUGGAUGCCAUUGCCAAGAAGCAGGCUGGUCAAAAUGUGAUCGAUGGCUAUCGCCAGGGAAUGGCAGAUGUACAAAACUGGUUCGAUACCCUGAUCAAACGCAUGGAUGUUCUGGAUCGUGGUUCUGGUCUUAAUUGUGCCCAGAAAACGGCAGCCAUUAAUGAGAUCAAGAACGAGUACGAACUGCAAGGACAUCCCAAGAUUCAGGAACUCAAGGGCAAGGCCGCCCAGGUGGCGGAGGUCAUCAGCAAUCUGGAUGGUCAGCAGGUUGAAGAGCAAAUGAAGUCACUGGAUCGUCGUUUUGCCGAUCUUGGCAAGCGCAUCGAUCGUAAGGCCCAACUGCUGGAUGUGACCAACAAGGGAGUGGAGGGCGCCAAGGGUGAGAUCGAUCAGCUCCAGAAUUGGGUGAAGCAGCAGAUUGAGGAGCUGCAGGCACCCACUCCAUUGGGUUACACACCCAAGGAUGCCGAGGCACGGCAGCAGAAGAUCAAGAGUCUGAUGAAGGAUGCCGAGGCCAAGCAAUCGCUGGCUGAUGUUCUGGAGAAGCGUGUGGCCAAUAUGCAACAAGAAUUGGAACCCGUUGAAUAUUCCCAACUCGAGUCCGCAUUGCGUAAUCUCAACUCGGAGAAUCGCAAUUUAUCGGGCGUACUCAAGGCAGAACUUGAUCGUGCUCUGGAGGCCAGCAAGGCACGCAAAUCCCUGGAGAACGAUCUGGAUAAGGCGCGUCAAUGGUUGAAGACUAAAAUCUCCGAAGUGCGCAAGUUGCCCGUUUAUCACCCACUUACCUCCGCGGAAAUCGAGAAGAAGAUCCAGGAGAAUCGCAAAUACGAUGACGAUGCCAAGCAGUUCAACGACAGCGUCUUGACUGAUGUUCAGCGUCAAGCGACCAACAUAAUGAAGGAUUGCGACGAUGGCGAUAAGGCUGCACUGCAGCAGAUUCUGGAUGAAAUAGCCGCCGACUAUCAGACCCUGAAGGAUGAGAGCAGCAAGAGAGGAAAGUCCCUGGAUGAUCUGCUGCAAGGUCGCAAGGCCUUCGAGGAUUCGAUGAAGAACAUGGGCGAUUGGUUGAACGAAAUGGAAACAGCCACCGAGGGUGAGCUGCGUACCACUAGUCUGCCUGUUUUGGAGGAGCAACUGGCCCACUAUAAGAAGCUCCUUAAUGAUGCCGAGAACAAGGGCGGCCUCAUCAACGAUGUUUCCGAACAGGGAAAGAGUAUUCUGCCCACUUUGAGCAAUGCCGAUAAGCUGAAGCUCAACGAUGACAUCAAGAACAUGAAGGAUCGGUAUGGCAGGAUCAAGAACACCAUCGAUGAUCGGGUGAAUGCCUUGGGCGAUCACAUCAAGAAGUACAAGGAUGCCAAGAGCAGGCUGGCCGAUUGCAGCCAGUUCCUGGGCACCAUUCAGCAGAAACUCCGUGAGCUCAAUCGUCCAAUUGGCUCCAGGAUCGAAGAUGUCCAGGAUUUGUUGGGCGCCUAUGAGGGCAUACUCAAGGAACUCAAGGACAGCAAGAGCAAAAUGGGCGAUAUGCAAAUGGACGAUUUGCCAGAGCUGCAGAGCAUUUUGGCCCAGCAGGAUGAUAUGAUCAAACUGAUUGAAGAUCAGUUGGCCCAUCUUCGACAGCUUCUGCUGCUCCGCGAGCAAUUUAUUGCCUUGAUCAAUGAGAUUAUUGCCUUCAUCAUGAAGUACACCGAUGUCAUAAUCGAUAUUGAGAACUCACCCGAUAGUUUGGAGGAUAAGAUCAAUAAGUACGAUGAUGUGAUUGUGAAAAUCCAGGAAUGCGAGGGUGUCCUGGCCAGCGCCAAUGACAAGGGCCAGAAGAUCGCCUCCGAGGGUAAUGCUGCCGAUAAGAACAGCAUCACCGAGCAACUGCAAUCGCUGAAGAAUCAACUGCAGAAUCUCCGCAAGGCGGUGGAAUCGCAGCGCCAGAAGCAUCAACUGCAGCUGGAAUCGCACAAGAAGAUGGCCGCCGAGCUGAGUGAAAUUCUCGAUUGGCUGCACAGCCAUGAGGGUGCGGCCAAGUCGCGUCCUCUGCUGGAUCGCGAUCCGGAGUCAGUGGAGCGCGAGCUGCAAAAGCACCAGGGUCUCAGCCAGGACAUUGAAUCGUAUCUCGCUAAGUUCAACAAGAUCAAUGAUGGUGUUAAAACCGAAAUCGGCAUGCCCAGUUCGCUGUUGGAAAUGCUUUCCGAGGGUCGGUCCCUGGUGGCCUCCCUGCCCCACGAACUCGAGGAGCGCGAGAAGUAUCUGAAGAACAACCGCGACUCACGCUUGGAGUACAUGCAACUGGUGGCCAAGUUCAAUGAUUGGGUCCACGAAGCCGAGUUGCGUCUGCAGAACAGCCAGCAUGGCAUCGACUACGAGCAUUUGGUUCAGGAUCUCGAUGAACACAAGAUCUUCUUUGGCAAUGAGGCCCCCAUCCGUAAUCUGGUGCACAAGCAGAUCCAGGAGGCAGCGGACAAGAUCUGGUCUUCGCUGAACAACUACGAACAGUCGGAACUUUCGGCGGAGUUGGCUCAGUUCCAAAACAAGUUGACCAAUACCCUGGCCAAUGCCAAGACGCAGCAGAGUGAGUUGGAGAAGGAGGCGGAACGCUGGCGGGAGUACCAACAGUCCAUUGAUCGCGUCAAGGCCACCAUCGAACGCACCAAGUUCAGCGAUGAGCCUGUCCAGAAUCUGGCCGGACUUCACUUCAACAUCCAGAAGCUGACCCACGCCAUCGGAAAUGUUCAGAGCCAAAAUAGCGACUUAACGCUAGUCAACCAGCAGGCUCAAUCGCUCAUCCGCCAGGCCGACGCCCGUAAUCGCCAGCUGAUCGAGCAGGAUAACGCCGGAUUGAACAGAUCUUGGCAGGAUCUGGUACGCAGCUUGGAGCAGCGACGCGACAACCUGCAACAGUUGGCCGAGCAUUGGGACGGCUUCGAGAACAGCCUGCACGCCUGGGAAAAGGCACUUGGUCGAUUGGAGGACAAGUUCCGCAAUGUCGAUCCGACUGUAAGAUCCCGACGUCAUUUGGAAGACACGAAGAAUGCCAUUCAGGAAUUACGUGAAGAAUCAAAUCAACUUAAAUCAUCACAUAAAGAAAUCGAGGCGCUCUCUAAAUCCAUCCUCACAUUCCUUGGGGAAGUACACAAACCCUCGGCGGAGGCCAUACAGGCCAAAGUGGAUAAGUUAGUUGAACAGCAGGCCAAAUUGAACGACACUCUGCGCGAUAAGGAGCAACAGGUUAGCAAGGAUCUCGAGGAGAUCGAGCAAGUCUUCCGUCGCAUCUCGCAACUGCAGGAUAAGCUAAACGCCCUUCACGAACAACUCCAAUCGGUUCACGUCUACGACGAGCAUAUAUCGCAAACGGAACAGCUCCUGAUCACAUUAAAUAGCCAGGUGCAGCAGGCCGCCGAGGAGAGCAGAUCGCUGGUGGCCCAAACAACGGCCCAGUAUCAGGCCAAGCAGAAUCAGCUGCCCAGCGACAUUGCCCAGGAGUUUACCGCCCUCGAGCUUUUGGCCGAACGUGUCCAGGUGACGAUGGAGACCAAAGAGAAGGAUUUCAAGCGGGCCAAGACCGUGCGCACCGAAUAUGUGGCCGGUGUGGACGAGAUUCAGCGCUGGCUGCUUCAGGCUGAGGUGCAGGUGCAGGAGCGAAGCCUUACACCCACACAGAUGAAGGAGCUGCUGCAGCGCAUCAACCACGAGAUCACCGCCAUCUACGAACGCUUCACGCUGGUCAAGACCAACGGCCAACUGAUCAUCGAGAAUUGUCGCAACAGCGAGGAGAAGACGCUGGUGCAGACGACCAUCGACCAGUUGGCCGCAUCGCUGGCCCAGGUUCGCGGCUGGCUGGACGAGAAGAAGCAGGCGGUGGGCGAUAGCUUGGACGCGUGGACGAGGUUCAUGAACCUCUACCAGAUCGUGAUGUCGUGGGCUGCUGAGAAGCGCACCUUCAUCGAUCAGACGAUCGAGCUGCGCACUCUGCCCGAGGCACGCAACAAACUGAACGACUAUGUGACGGCUGUGAAGAGUAUUAAACCGAUUGUGAAGCAUCUGAGCGAAAUGGACAAGGAACUGGAGCACAUUGGCCAGGUGACGACUGUGGGCGAUCUCAAGGACAAACUGCAGGAGGCCGAGGAUGCGAAGAUAUCCGUGGAAGCGGUGCUGCUAGAGAGGAACUCCCUGCUGCAAGAGGCCUGCGAGGAAUGGGACCAAUGUGAACGCAAGAUUAAGGAUAUACGCUCUUGGCACGAAAAGACGAAGCAGAGUUUGGACUCCUCGCAGCAGCAAAAGAAACCGCUGCGCGAUCAGCUCGGCUUCUGUGAGAAGACCCUGGCCGAUAUUAAUGUGCAGAAAACGAAACUGAGACUGUCCAUUGAGAAACUGGAGGUUCAUUUCCGCAACGGCAUGGGCGGUGAUCCGCGUCUCAGCGAGAAUGUCGAUGAACUGGUGCGCGUGCUCGACGGCCUGGGCGAACUUGGCAAGGCCAAGUCGCAGAGCCUCGAGCAGACGCUGGCCCAGAUCGAUGUUUACCAGCAGCAGAUGCAGACCCUGCGCCAGCGCAUCAUCCAGGAGGAGCAGCAGCUCCGACUGGUGAUGGCGCCCACGUACUUGCCGCACGAUCGCGAGCGCGCAUUAGCCGAGCAACAGGCAAUGCGAGAAUCAAUCGAUGGCAUGCAGCAAGUCUACGAUGCGACCGCUCGAAAGUCCUAUGCGCUGGAUCCCCAUUCAGUGGUGACCACUUCAUCGACUGUCUCGUUGCUUAUGAAGCCAACAGCGGCAGUGGGUCUGACCUAUGCUGAAGUGUUGUCUGGACAUGCGAGUCCGGUAAGCAGCGGUAAUGAAUCGGUAACAAAUCCCCGACAAGAACGAGACCACUCUAUUACGACAAAAACGGCGACCCGGCAGGAACAAACGACCGACGAUACCCUCAACCAGACAACAAUUACAACUGUUACGACCACAACAACAACGACUUCGAGACGUACGCACGGUGAUGAAGCCCAAAGCCAAGAGCGAUAUGAGUUCCAUGUCGGCGGCAGCACUGAUCCCACAGCGAAAUACGAACGUCAAGAACAUGUUACACCAACCAGCGAUAAUACCCCAACUUCAGUUCCUAGCACAACGACAACGUCCAACCCCAACACUCAGUUCAUCGAAAGCGAGCAAAAACACCAUUCUCAGGCCAAACCGGGUAAGAAACUUCAGCCACCGCGACCAGAACGUCGAGGUCGUUCGCCUAGACGUCGACCUCAACAGCACCAAGCAAAACCAACCCAGGAACAACAGCCCCCAAUCGAGAUUCAAUUCGAGCAGCAACAACCACAACAGGAACAACUCUUCUUGCCCAUUGAUGACCGCACUAGAUCACGUAGUCCCAUGUGGGUACCCGGUUCGACUUCCUAUGCCGAGGUUCUGCGAGGACUGGAACUGGAGCGCCUCAAGGCCGAGCAGUUGGCCGCCCAGGCGGUUCAAGGCCGCACCGAUCUUACCAUCCAGGAUGUGGUGGAUGCCAGCGCAGAAGUUUCAGACAGUAUUUACGUCCCCGAACCUGAGCCACAGCCCAUUAAAGAAACACAGCAGCAAGAGCCACAACUAGAACAAUACAUCAGCAACACCGGUACAGAUCUUAACUAUUCUAUCCCGCAGCAGGAGCAACAGCAACAUCAGUUGCAACCACAACUGCAGCAAUCUCAGCCACAGCAACCGAAAUCCAUCAGUAACUACGAAGUGCCCAUGACAGCUGAAGAGAUUGCAGCCACCUACUUGCAGCCCGAUCCGCAGUUGUAUCAGACAAUGUACGAAAACGUAGCCGAUAGUGGUCAGUGGGGUUAUGUGACAGGAUCUGUGACAGAGCCACAGCAACAGCAGGCGACCCAACAGAACUAUUAUGAGCAGAUUAUGCAGAUGCAGUAUCCCAUACAGUAUCAGCAGGUGGCUGUGCCACCAGCGACAACGCAAUAUCAGCUUUUGGCUGGCUACUAUCAGCCGGUGGCUCAGACGGAGACUUACUCCACGGUUUACCCCGCAGAGCCGAAUCAAAUCUACUAUACCCAGCAAACGGCCGAGUACUCACAGGAAUACCCACAGCAGCAGCAGCAAACUGAACCUUUGCAGGAAUAUCAGCCGGAGACGGUAGAGCAGACCUAUCUGCUUGAUCCCUACACUACGAAUACCACUCUUACCUCAACGACAGGUAACAGCGUGCUGGAUCGCGUUGUAACCACGUUGGCAUCCAUGGUUCAACAGAGUGCAGAGCCUCUGACUACCAGCACCCAACAAAUUCAACCGGUGGUGGUCCAGAGCGAGUCGUCAUACUAUAUUGAAGAGCAUGUUCAUAUGCUGCGACCUGUAGAACCACAAGAGUUUGAGCUGAACGAACCCCGACCGGAUAUUACUUUUGGUCAAUUUGAUAUUGAUGCUAUUGAAACCAUACCUUUGGAUGAGCCACAAGUUCCACAGGCCCAAUUCGAACCUCAGCCCCAGGUUCAAUCUCAACCAACUGAAACGACAACCAGCUAUGUAACGGAGACAACAAUUGUCUCCGAACAGACACAGCCAACUGUGAUAAUACGGCAGACUCAGGAAAUUGUCGCAGAACCAGAUGCUUCACAGACCACUGAAGUACCGACCACGGUCGUGGUGCAUCCCCAGCCUCAGCGGCGAAGCAACAAACAAGUCCGGCCCCAGGAUAUCAGUACAGGCAGCACUUAUGCCGAAGUCCUCUUCGGUCUCCAGCACAAAGAAAAUGCAGUUUUCCAGCCAUCCAGUCAGCAACAGACCCCAGUGCGCCUCACGUCCUCGCCGCCUAUGCAACGCAAGCUGGAACAGACAACAAUCAAUACUGCUACCUUUACUAAUAAAACCAAACAGCACGCCAGACAAGUCGAGAAAUCACCAACUUGGGAACGCAAGAUCGACAAUGUUGAGUCGCGUACAUCGCGAACAAAGAGAGUGAGACACGAAACUCAACCGGAACCUUUACCGAUUAAACAGAGUACUAGGAAAGAAGGUAAGACGGGUAAGAAAUCCCAGUCUCCCGAUAGAAAUGGUGUCGCUUUGGUGGAGAGGAAACCACUUGUUGAUGCGCCAACACCGAAGACGGAUAUUGAAGAGACUCCCAAACCUGAGCCAAAGCCAAGAAAAUCAAAGAAGCCGAAAAAGCCAAGCGAUAGUGAGGCCGCAACAAGUGUAGAGCGAAAAGAUGAAUCAGCUGCCGAUGUUUUAGUGUCAUCUAAAAAGGACAAGAAAUUGGCCCACUCUGUUUUGGUCGAGACAACUGUGAUAAAAACAAUAGUUGAACCUGCUGCUGAGAUUAUUUUGCCAGUGGAAUCAGCUCCAGCUCCCUCAAAGAAAGAUAAAAAACAAAAGCCCGUCAAGGAAAAGGACACUACAAAGUCAGAAGAAAAGGUUUUGGAGGUGCCACCAGUUGCUCCAACCAGAAAGGAUAAGAAACAAGCCAAGGCGGUGGCGCAGGAACCCGUGCCAACCAAGUCUAUUGAGCCGACGGUAAAGGCAACUGACAAGCCAGCCAAACCUGAAUCGAAAUCAGAGAGUGUGGUUAAAACUGUUGUAGAGGAAGUUGUUGUCAACACCAAGUCGGCCGAACCUGCCAUUGAAAAGGAAAUUGUCAAAGUUGCUCUCAUAGACGAGGAAGAACCCGUAAAAUCUCUAGCUCCAGCUGUGCCUUCAAAGAAGGAGAAGAAAAAGACCAAGACAGUUGUUGAACAGCUUGAGCCUGUCACUAAAAAAGAGAUUGUUCAACCAUCUGUGAUUGAAAUUGUAGAACCUCAGGCUACAACUAUUAGUUCCAAAAAGGAAAAGAAACAGUCGGAAACUAUUGUGGAAACUUUACUUAUUAGUGCACAAAACGUGGAACCAGUUCCUGCACCAGUGCCCUCCAAGAAGGACAAAAAGCGUUCUAAGAAGGAACCAAAACAACCCUUGGAAACUAAAAUAACAGAAACAGUUACAGUUCAAGGUACCGCAGUGACUGAGCCCAUUGUUGCUACUCAGGACCUAGUUGAAAAUAAUAUGCCGUUAUCGGAACCAAUUACUGAAAAAACUUUAAAACAAGAACCAAUAACUGAACUGGUGAUUCCGAUUGAAAAUGUUUCCUCAGAUGCUGUAAUUGCCACAGAAAAGGACACACCAUCGUCCAUCGAGACCGCCCCCCUUGAUAUUCAGGAGACCAUUAUCGAAGGCGAGCCUACGGUCACUACAUCAAGUAAUACAAUCUCAACGGAAAGUGGCACUACAACCAUCACAACGCGAACAAUAACUAAGCACAUUACCAAGCGCAUUGUAAAACGCAUUGUAGAUGGCAAGGAGGAGAUUGUCGAAGAAGAUGUCAUUGAUGAUUUACCUGAAGAGAACAUAUCCGUUGAGCAAUAUAACCUUCCAACAAUAGAAACUACCACCAAGGAGAUGCCCAUUGAUGUAACUGGAUUCUCUACAACACAGGACACAAUCGUACAGCAAGGAUCGAUAACUAAGACUGUUAUAACCAAGACAAAGCGCAUCCUGAAGCGCAUAACUGAAGACGGAGAGGAAAUAGUAGAGGAGGUCUUUGAAGAUGAACCUGAGGUUGAGCGCGAUGUGACUCUGCUACCUACUACAGUGAUAACUUCAUUAGAAGUCAUCGAGGAUGCUGCCCAAAAUGUGGUUGAUGAAGUUUUAAAACAAGCUGAGGAAAUAACGCAAAACGAAUCGUCAAAACUGAGCCAGGAGAAGACCAAGCCCUCGAUUGAAGCAGAACUGAACCCAGUUGUAAAAGCAAGUCCUGCUGAACCUGAAGUAACCAAUAAGAAGGAGAUACAGAAGCCGCAAAAGCCUUCAAGAAAAGAUAAGAAGAAACAAAAGAAGUUGGAAAGCGACCAAGAAGCUGAUAUUGAGCAAAAGGUUAUCAAAAUCGUCGAACCUCAAAUAGAAAUCACAGAGCCCCUGAACGUACCAAGUGCAAUUGCUACGGAUGAUAAUCAAAAUCUGUCGUCUGAGCAAACCAGCGUCAGCGAUGACAACGGUCUCAUCAAGACAACAGUUAUCCGUACAACCAAAAUCGUAAAGAAAAUCAGCAGCAGUCAGCAACAAAGUCAGGAGAUGAAUUCUUCGACGCAUUCAGAUGUAGUUUCAUCUUUGGGCUCUUACGAUUUGGCAGACGAAGCAACCGAAUCACCAAAGAUUGAGAAAUCGGAAACGAAUAGCCGAGAAAUCAGCGAUGAGGGCGUAGUCAAAACAACUAAAACCACAACCACUAAAACCAUAAAAUCUCCAAAAGUGGAAGAAGUACACGUGGAACCAUCAUUAGAUUUAACUACCGGCACGGUUGUUUCACCUGCAGUUGCUGAAGAGCCCGAGGAAGGUGGUGUAAUCAAAACAACUAUUGUGCGUACCACGAAGAUUGUCAAAAAGAUUUCUCAAGAGAGCGAAAAUAUCAGCGAGACAAGCAGUGAAGCCGAGAUUUCUCUACCGAUUGUCGAGUCAGUCAUGCAAGACGCUCCACUUGUCGCAGAAUCUGUAACUACUGAAUCAAACAGCGAGGGCAUAACUAAGACCACGACAAUACGGACAACUAAGGCUACUGCUAAGAUUGCGGGCGGAAGUGAGGAUGAAGUUUUGAACCUACCGGAUGUUCCUGUGGCCCCUCUUGAAUUGGAGGAUGAAGCUGUUGAACUUCCAGAAGUCCCUAAAGCCCCUAUUGACGUGCAAGAUAAGCUUAUGAUAGCGGCAACCACUGUUGAUGUUCCCAACUUAACCCAAAUAAAAUCUACAGUUAUGGACUUUAUUGGUGCAGAGCAAUAUGAGGCAAAAAAAUCGACUAAGUCGGAAGAAAUUGUUUCUCAGAUUCCAAUUUACGAGGAACAUAAAGACCUGGCUCCAGCUCAAGAAUUUACGGUGUCGGAACCUGAAUCUUCCGGGGUUGGUGAUGUUGUCAAGACUACAAUUGUUCGAACAACUAAAAUUGUCAAGAAGGUAUCGCAAAACGCGGAACAAAGUGUUGGUGUAAUCGUUGAUGCUCCCAAUUCGGAGGACACGGAAUCAAAACCAGUGGAGCCAGCUGAGGACGUUAGUGCUGGUGUUACUAAAACAACAACCGUGCGUACUACGAAGAUCGUAAAGAAGCUUAAUGAAGAUGGGGAAACGACCACAGAGGAAACCAGCACCGCCAGUGAACCAGUGACAGUGCGAGAAGCUUCGCCAACUAUUUCGGAGGUCCCGAGCGAAACUUCAACCACAUCUAGUCAAAUUGAUGGUGCAAUUAUCAAGACUACGACAAUUCGAACAAUGCGAAUCACAAAGAGGGUAGCCAAUGACGGCCGCAUUCUGCUCACUGAGAGCGAGACACCGGGUGAUGUAAUUGUAACUUCAAGCAUUGAGAUGCCCGACCAGAGACCAAUUAGUCCGGUGACUUCCUCGCGCUCAACCUCUCCCGCUGUGACGCCUAGUUCCGAACUGAAGUUAACUAAUUUGGGUUCAAACAUACAGUUAGGAUUAAAGGACAGCCCAACUGGGGUUAAGGUUAUUGGCAUCGAAACAAACACCGUCGAGUUGCCGAAGUUUGGUGAACAGCAAUAUGCUGAAAACAAAACUAAUGGGUCACUUAACAAGACAGAAAGUAUUACCACUACUAUGACGACUACCAAGAACACGAUACUCACGACUACCCAACGACGAAGCUUCGAAACCGAAGACGGCACAAAUGUUCUUUUCGUGGGAGAAGGCAUUGACGGUGCAUAUCCACCGGGCACAGUGCAAAAAAUUUCCCUAAUUACUCAUGAAGAGAAACUGAAGACACCUAUCGUGAAAAUGCAUCUUGAUUUUCCGGAGGUUAGUCUUCGGGUGACAGAGACUGUGACUGAAAAUGUGGAAUCACUGCAAGAAACAGCCGACAGUAGUGAGAAUACCGUGAUUGACGUAGUCGAAUUGUCGAAAUCGGAGGUCCCAGAAGCAGUAGAAUCCAAAUCUGAUCCCAUUCCCCAGCUAGUAGUAAAACCUACCCCAUCAGAUGAACUCACAAAGAUCGCAGAAACAACCCCCUCAGUUGUCCCUAAAAGUAGCCCAGAAGAAUUAAGCCCUGAAGAGCAAAAGCUUUUUGAGGAUAUUCAGAAAAAACUUUCCAAGAAAGAUAAGAAGAAGCGUCCAGCUAUUCCGGAAGAGUUUAUUAAGCAAGAAACGGUUCAGGUCAUUUUGGAGGAAAGCAAAGGUAAUGAAAAUAGUAAUAUCCAUGAUAUAGUUGAAAAACUAACCGAUGUAGUUGAACCCUUAGUUAAGCAAGACACGUUGGCUUUCAAUGUCUCGCAGGAAGAGACCCUGAUCUCUAGUGUCAGUUUAGUUAAGCAAUCUAAGGAUUAUCAAGAGUCCAUAGUAGAAGUUGCACCAGUUACCGAAUCUCCUCAAGCAACUGAAGAGGUCACUGUUAAUAUUCAACCAAAACCUCUUCUGGAAUCUGAUAAUUUUGUAAACAACAUUACUCAAGACGAGUCUUUAAUCUCCACCGUCAAGUUGAUCGAGCAAACAAAGUCAGACAUUCUUUAUCAUGAGUCUUUAGUUGAACUUGUCCCCGUUCACCCUCAAGAAGAAGUGCCAGUCGAAAUUCCAUGUGAAACUCAGUCAAGUCCUGCUCCUACUAAUAUUGCUAAUCAAAUUGUUUCUGCCCAACCAAGCGCAUUAAUUGCUGAAGCAUUUGUGGCUAACCCGGUAAGCACUUUAAAUAUAAUCACUAAUAUUGAAACAAUUUUACCCCAUGAAAAAAUAUUUGAAAUUCCCAAAUUUGAUAUAUUUAAACUUAAUAUCGCUGAGGAUAAUUAUCACAUAAUCAUUUCUAAAGCUAUUGAAAAUAAACAAUCUAUCGAAACUGUACCUGAAUCGCACGCAAAGACGGUAAGCUUUGACGAUGCAACGGAAACUAAAAUUGAAACUACCGUCACCGACAUGGGUUCAACAACGACACUAGAUUCUGCAGCACCUCAACAAACCGAUUAUAUCCCUGCUACAUACAACUUCGAGGUUCCCAAAUUUGACAUAAUUUUCUUAAAUAAGGCUGAGGCUAGACAGAAAAUUCUUGAAGCGGCAGAAGAAGUAGAAAAGUCUGAGCCAAUUGUUGAUGCUCUGAUGGUGGAUGAAACCAAAACAAUUACAACAGUUACCACUACAACAGUAACUACUGAGUCCACUAACGAAACUGCAGUUCCCGAAGAACCCAAGAAAGUUCAGGAAAAGACACCUGAGGAACCCAAGAAACCAGCUUAUGCCGGUCUGCCCGUGGACGACUCUUCCAGCUCUUGGAUGGAUGUUUUGGAUGAGCCAAUGAACUUCUCCGAUGAUGAAGAGGAAUCUGUUCCUGAGCCACAAACGGAAGUCACCCCAGUGGAAGAAACAGAAAAGUCUGUGCCAAUUGUUGAAGCUCCGAUUGUGGAUGAAACCAGAACAAUUACAACAGUUACCACCACAACAGUAUCUACUGAGUCCACCAGCGAAACUGCUAUACCCGAAGAAACGAAGAAAGUUCAGGAAAAGACACCUGAGGAACCCAAGAAACCAGCUUAUGCCGGUCUGCCCGUGGACGACUCUUCCAGCUCUUGGAUGGAUGUUUUGGAUGAGCCAAUGAACUUCUCCGAUGAUGAAGAGGAAUCUGUUCCUGAGCCACAAACGGAAGUCACGCUAGUGGAAGAAACAGAAAAGUCUGAGCCAAUUGUUGAUGUUCCGAUGGUGGAUGAAACCAAAACAAUUACAACAGUUACCACUACAACAGUAACUACUGAGUCCACUAACGAAACUGCAGUUCCCGAAGAACCCAAGAAAGUUCAGGAAAAGACACCUGAGGAACCCAAGAAACCAGCUUAUGCCGGUCUGCCGGUGGACGACUCUUCCAGCUCUUGGAUGGAUGUUUUGGAUGAGCCAAUGAACUUCUCCGAUGAUGAAGAGGAAUCUGUUCCUGAGCCACAAACGGAAGUCACGCUAGUGGAAGAAACAGAAAAGUCUGUGCCAAUUGUUGAAGCUCCGAUUGUGGAUGCAACCAGAACAAUUACAACAGUUACCACCACAACAGUAUCUACUGAGUCCACCAGCGAAACUGCUAUACCCGAAGAAACGAAGAAAGUUCAGGAAAAGACACCUGAGGAACCCAAGAAACCAGCUUAUGCCGGUCUGCCGGUGGACGACUCUUCCAGCUCUUGGAUGGAUGUUUUGGAUGAGCCAAUGAACUUCUCCGAUGAUGAAGAGGAAUCUGUUCCUGAGCCACAAACGGAAGUCACGCUAGUGGAAGAAACAGAAAAGUCUGUGCCAAUUGUUGAAGCUCCGAUUGUGGAUGCAACCAGAACAAUUACAACAGUUACCACCACAACAGUAACUACUGAGUCCACCAGCGAAACUGCUACUCCCGAAGAAACGAAGAAAAAUGAUGGCUUGGAAAAGAAACCUGUGGAGCUAAGCAAACCAGUAUCUGAGCCACAAACGGAAGUUACGCUGGUGGAAAAAGCAGGCAAUUCUGAGCCGAUUGAGGAUGAAACCAAGACAAUUGAAUCUAUUAGUGAAUUAUCCAUUUCGAAGGAACCCAAAGAAACUAAUAGUUCAGAAAACAAACCUGAGCCACAAAAAGUGGUAGAUGAAAAGAAGACCAUUGAAAAGGUUUUCACGACAACAGUUAUUACAGAAACAACUAACGAAACUACUGUUCACGAAGAAUCGGCUAAAAACCCAGAGACUGUUCUAUCUAUUCCCAAAGAAGAAAAUGAUCAUGAAGAAGGCGAUUCGGACUCUCUAUCUGUUGAAGUCCAGUCCUUUAAUAAUGGAGUUCAACAAUUGGAGAAACCUCUAGAGGGGCCUAUUGAUACCUGGUCCAGUGUUUUGGAAGACACAGUUCCUAAUACCGGAAGCAUUGGCUUUACUUCAACUUUAUCGGCCGAUGCACCUGAGUUUACUCCAUCUUAUCUGAGACAUACUUACUCCGAUCAAACUCAUACGUUCCUUGCAAAUGAAAGAGUAUACAAUGAAUUUAUUCCAAGGAACAGGUCGGAACAGACAAUUGUGCCACAACAAAAGCUCAAAAAACCUAAACCAUCGAAGCGACAAAACAAGAAGGUGGAAAACAAAGAAGAGAUUCAUAAUAUCCAACCUGCUCAGGAAAUAUACAUCCCAGAACCGAUACAAAUUGUUGAAGAGGUGGAGAAUGUUUGGACCAAAAACCGUGAUGGCAAAUCUUAUGCUGACGUGUUACUCAACUCUGGCGUUAUUGGCGAUGUUGUCGCGGCUACUGAAGAAAUACCAUUUAAACCAGCUGUAGAGCACACUAAAACACAGGAGCGGAGAAAAAAGACAAAGCCUGAGAAACGCCUGGCAGUUGAAAAAAGUCUUGAACUGUCUGCACCAAGCACUGAAAGCGAUAAAUCUAAGCCAAAUAGCGAUAGUGAGCAGUCCAAGCCUACGACAGAAAGCGAUCUAUCUAAACCAACAACCGAAAGUGCAAAGGAACUUUCUUCCGAUGAAAGGGAUGUCUUAAGCACCUCCGAGCUGACUUGGUCAGCUCUUGUCCGAAGACCUGGCGAGUGGUCGGACACAACCAUAGUCAAGAAAGAAAUUACCCAUGCAGCUGUCUCAACUGAGGACAAGCCUCGUCAGAAAGAAAAGGAGGAAUCCAAGAAACCGACAAAGGUCAAAAAGUCGAAGAAAUCAAAGAAACCAUUUGUUGAACCAGUCUCGACCACAUCUGAAGACGAGCAACCUGAGCCAGUUGUGCCUGCAAUAGUGGAGGUUCAACCUGUACUAGUAGAGACGAAAACGGAUCAAAAAGGAAAUGAGAAUGUACAGGGUGGUAGUUCAUUCUCUUGGGCUUCACUUGUAAAAAGGCCUGGCGAAUGGAUUGACAACACCGUAACUCAUAUUAAGACUGCUGUGGCAACUUCAACAGACGUCAAAGAACCAACUAAAAAAGAACAUGAAAAACCACAAAAGCCUAAAAAGCAGAAGUCCAAGAAAAAACCAGAGUUUAAACCUACUCCAAUAGCAGAGCCGGAGUCCGAAUUUAGCAAUGAACCGAUCGAAGAAAUUGUGGUUCAGGGCGAGGUGGAAAAAUUAAAACCUAUCGAAAACACAGGAAACUUGUUCUCUUGGGCAUCUCUGGUGAAGAAGCCUGGCGAGUGGGUUGAUGACAUUGCUGACCGUAAAAAGCCAGUUGAACCCCUAAAAGAGGAACGCAGGGAAGAUAUCCAUCUACGGAAAGAACGCAAAACACAUAAAACUGUGGCUACUCCUCAGACUGAGAACAUCAUCAAGCGUAAAAUCAAAGAGGAAGUUCGAGAACCUAAAGUCAUUCAGUCGACAUCAGAUGAUAGUGAUGUAGUUGAGCCAUUAUCAUCUAAAGACGAAAGCACAAUUACAUGGGCUAAAAUCGCUAGUCAAAUUGAUCAUAUGACCGAAUUGGCACCAAAGCCUAAGAAGGAGGUUAGGCAGAAGCAACCCGAAACCUUAAAACAGCAAGUUAGGUUCGAUCGAUAUGAGAAACCGGCAAAGACAAAGUUGCGUGCCAUAUCUCCAGAUGCCAGUAAAUAUAAGAAGGAGAGAGGACAUACCUGGUCCUCAGUUGUGAGUCAUGAAGUCUCUGAUUUUAUUGAAGCUGAGAAGAUCAAACCAGAUUCUAAAAUUUCUACGGAUAAGCCCAGGGAGAAGGCUGAAUCUCAAACUAAAUCUUCUAUACAGUUGGAAGAACCUUUGCCAGACCUAGAAUCGAUACCAGUUUCCCAAAUCCAAGAAAAUAAGCUGCAAAGGUCAUGGGCUGAAAUGAGUGAUGACGGCUCGGAAGACGUGGUUAUUGAACAGAAAUCGUGGAAGGAACUAAUAGAAGACGAAGUAGAGAUUCCGCUUCUUCCAGAAAAUGGAGACGCAGCGAACAUCACCAAGAUUAUUGAAAGCAUCCAAGAAAUGAAAUCAGCCAAUAAAGAAAAUUUCAUCACCAAAUUUGAGCCAACAAAAGAAGAGCCAGCAUUUGAGCCUCGGAGGGAAGACUUGCUUGUCGAAAGCUUUACUAAAUCUCAACCAAGUAUUGAAGCGUUUGCUGUGGAGGAAACUAAAACGCUCACAACCGUUACCAGCACAACUGUUACUACUGAGUCUACCAGUGAAACUUCUAUUCCGGAUGAACCCAAGAAAGCUGAGCAUAAGACAUCUGGAGAACCCAAAAAAUCAGCAUAUGACGCUCCGAUUGCGGAUGAAACCAAUGCAAUUACAACAGUUACAACCACAACUGUAACUACUGAGUCCACUAUUGAAACUGCUGUCCCCAAAGAACCCAAGAAAGUUGAGGAAAAGACACCUGAGGAACCCAAGAAACCAGCUUAUGCCGGUCUGCCCGUGGACGACUCUUCCAGCUCUUGGAUGGAUGUUUUGGAUGAGCCAAUGAACUUCUCCGAUGAUGAAGAGGAACCUGUUCCUGAGCCACAAACGGAAGUUACGAUGGUGGAAGUAUCAGAAAAGUCUGAGCAAAUUGUAGACGCUGCGACAGUGAAUGAAACCAAUACAAUUACAACAGUUACAACCACAACAGUAACUACUGAUUCCACUAACGAAGCUGCAGUUCCCGAAGAACCCAAGAAAGUUGAGGAAAAGAAAAUUGAGGAACCAAAGAAACCAGCAUAUGCUGGUCUGCCCGUGGACGACUCUUCCAGCUCUUGGAUGGAUGUUUUGGAUGAGCCAAUGAACUUCUCCGAUGAUGAAGAGGAACCUGUUCCUGAGCCACAAACGGAAGUUACGGUGGUGGAAGUAUCAGAAAAGUCUGAGCAAAUUGUAGACGCUGCGACAGUGAAUGAAACUAAUACAAUUACAACAGUAACAACCACAACAGUAACUACUGAGUCCACUAACGAAGCUGCAGUUCCCGAAGAACCCAAGAAAGUUGAGGAAAAGAAAAUUGAGGAACCCAAGAAACCAGCAUAUGCCGGUCUGCCCGUGGACGACUCUUCCAGCUCUUGGAUGGAUGUUUUGGAUGAGCCAAUGAACUUCUCCGAUGAUGAAGAGGAACCUGUUCCUGAGCCACAAACGGAAGUUACGGUGGUGGAAGUAUCAGAAAAGUCUGAGCAAAUUGUAGACGCUGCGACAGUGAAUGAAACUAAUACAAUUACAACAGUAACAACCACAACAGUAACUACUGAGUCCACUAACGAAACUGCUGUUCCCGAAGAACCCAAGAAAGUUGAGGAAAAGAAAAUUGAGGAACCCAAGAAACCAGCAUAUGCCGGUCUGCCCGUGGACGACUCUUCCAGCUCGUGGAUGGAUGUUUUGGAUGAGCCAAUGAACUUCUCCGAUGAUGAAGAGGAACCUGUUCCUGAGCCACAAACGGAAAAUACGGUGGUGAAAGUAUCAGAAAAGUCUGAGCCCAGUGUAGACGCUACGAUUGUGGGUGAAACCAAUACAACCACAGCAGUAACUACUGAGUCCACUAACGAAACUGCUGUUCCCGAAGAACCCAAGAAAGUUGAGGAAAAGAAAAUUGAGGAACCCAAGAAACCAGCAUAUGCCGGUCUGCCCGUGGACGACUCUUCCAGCUCUUGGAUGGAUGUUUUGGAUGAGCCAAUGAACUUCUCCGAUGAUGAAGAGGAACCAGUUCCAAAAACGGAUGUCUCGCUAGUGGAAGUAGUAGAAAAGUCUGAGCCGAUUGCUGAAGCUCCGAUUGUGGAUGAAACAAUUACAACAGUUACAACCACAACAGUAACUACUGAGUCCACCAGCGCAACUGCUGUCCCUGAAGAACCCAUGAAAGUUGAGGAAAAGACCCCUGGGGAACCCAAGAAACCAGCUUAUGCCGGUCUGCCCGUGGACGACUCUUCCAGCUCUUGGAUGGAUGUUUUGGAUGAGCCAAUGAACUUCUCCGAUGAUGAAGAGGUAUCUGUUCCUGAGCCACAAACGGAAGUCACGCUAGUGGAAGAAACAGAAAAGUCUCUGCCAAUUGUUGAAGCUCCGAUUGUGGAUGAAACCAGAACAAUUACAACAGUUACCACCACAACAGUAACUACUGAGUCCACCAGCGAAACUGCUAUACCCGAAGAAACGAAGAAAGUUCAGGAAAAGACACCUGAGGAACCCAAGAAACCAGCUUAUGCCGGUCUGCCCGUGGACGACUCUUCCAGCUCUUGGAUGGAUGUUUUGGAUGAGCCAAUGAACUUCUCCGAUGAUGAAGAGGAACCAGUUCCAAAAACGGAUGUCUCGCUAGUGGAAGUAGUAGAAAAGUCUGAGCCGAUUGCUGAAGCUCCGAUUGUGGAUGAAACAAUUACAACAGUUACAACCACAACAGUAACUACUGAGUCCACCAGCGCAACUGCUGUCCCUGAAGAACCCAUGAAAGUUGAGGAAAAGACCCCUGGGGAACCCAAGAAACCAGCUUAUGCCGGUCUGCCCGUGGACGACUCUUCCAGCUCUUGGAUGGAUGUUUUGGAUGAGCCAAUGAACUUCUCCGAUGAUGAAGAGGUAUCUGUUCCUGAGCCACAAACGGAAGUCACUCUAGUGGAAGAAACAGAAAAGUCUCUGCCAAUUGUUGAAGCUCCGAUUGUGGAUGAAACUAAAACAAUUACAACAGUUACCACUACAAUAGUAACUCCUGAAUCCACCAGCGAAACUGCUGUUCCCGAAGAACCCAAGAAAGUUGAGGAAAAGACACCGGAGAAACCCGAGAAACCAGCUAAUGGCGGUCUGUCCGUGAAAGACACUUCCAGCUCUAAGUCUAAGCCAACUGUUGAAGCUCCUACUGUGCUUAAAACGAAGAAUACGACUAAGUCAGACAAGGAAAUUUCUUACCCGUCGGAAGUCGAACAACUUAAAAAACCAGAAGAAUUUCCAGUGGAAGCCAGGGCAAUACCUAUGAAAUCAUCGCCUCCUAAUGUGUGGGAACUGCAUUCAUCGUAUGCUGAUGUCUUAAGGCACACUGUUGACUUUAUAAGCUUGGAAAAGAAAAAUGUAGAAAUCCCAUCUAAACCCAAAACUGGUAAACCUCAUUUAACAAAAGAUCAAGCCACAAUUGUUGAAGUCUCGAAGAAAACCAAAACCAAGAAAGAUAAAUCGUCCAAGAAAACAAUACAAAAUAUGACUCCUGAUACCGAAGUGAUACCCAUCGUAAAUGAAUCACUAACGGACGAUGUUACAACCUCUUGGUCAGCCAUGGUUGAUGAGGAUUUGAGUGACAACGUUGAAGCGAGUCUGCCCAGUAUUGGUAAUACUUUAUGGUCUUCGGUUGUACGACAAGGUGUCCAGGAACCUUUCACAAAAAUAACUCAGCCUGCCGACCAUAAUGACACGUCUAUAGAAAUUCCCUCCAAGCAACAACAACCUCAACACAAAAAGGAAAAGACUCCAAAACCAAUUUCUGCACCAAUUCAAGCACCAGAACCAGAACUCAAGACUGUUCAUGAAACUAAAACUUCGACCGAAACAAGCACAACAGCUCCUUCGAAAGACAUUCACGAAUUCAUUGUCCACGAAAGAAACUCUUCCAUUGAAAAUCACAAGAAACAAAAAGCAAAGAAGGAAAAGAAACCUGCUAAAUCAGUACCAGUUACUGAAGUGGUGACAAAUGUUGAAGAGUCUUUUGUUGAUGUAACUACUAUUAGCGAUGAUCAUAAGAUAGAGCGUGAACAAAAACCCUCUUCGGUUUCAGAAAAUUCUCCGUUAAAAUCCGUGUCAUGGUCAUCCAUUGUCUCGCAGACGGUGAUAACAACUCCAAUAAUUACUGAAACUAAACUAUCAAAAACACCAGAAGAACCCAUCAAAUCUACAGAGGUUCAAGACUUUAUAAGUCAAGAACAAAUCUUUUCAACUGCAGUUAAUGGCAAACAUAAAAAACAAAAGUCAAAGAAAGACAAGAAAUCGUCCAGUGCGGAAAUUAAAAAUGAACCAGCUUUUGAAGUGAGUCCAGUUCAAGAAACCAUUGCUGUUUCCACAGUUUCUGAAGAACCUACUCCACAAUUUAAACCUGUUACUUCCGAGGAAGUAGUCCCAUCGCAAACAUUGUCUUGGUCGUCUAUUGUAUCUCAGGACGAAGUUGCUUUAACAGACGAUAUUCUCCUCAACAAAGAAAAGACUAAAAAGGUAAAGGCAAAGAAGGAAAAAAUAACUAAGAUUAACCAAGCUGCAAGUUCUGAACCUGUUGUUGAGCCGAUUGUUGAAGUCAUUACACCUGUUGAACCUGUUGUUGAGGUGACCACUGUCGUCGAAGUUACUCCUGAGGCGCAACUGGAAUCCUCUCCAGUUACUAAAGUUGCCCCAUUACCGUCUCAGUCCUGGUCUUCCAUUGUUUCUCAAACAACGGAAGUGACUACAAACAUCACCGAGACUAGUAUCGCCGUUGAACCCGAAGUUCAGAAACCAACAGAAGAAAAACCCAAAAAGCAAAAGACAAAGAAGGAAAAAAAAUCUAAGGCUGAUCCUGUUCCAGAGCCGGUAGCUGAGGCUGCACUUCCUGAACCUUAUGUUGAACCCAUUGUUAUUGAACCUGUUGUUGAGGUGACCUCUGUCCUCGAUGUUACUCCUGAGGCACAACCGGAAGUAGCCCCAUCACAGUCUCUGUCGUGGUCAUCUAUUGUUUCUCAAACAACGGAAGUCACUACAAACAUCACCGAGACUAGCAUCGCAGAUGAACCCGAAGUUCAGAAACCAACAGAAGAAAAACCCAAAAAGCAGAAGACAAAGAAGGAAAAGAAAUCUAAGACUGAUCCUGUUCAAGAGCCGGUUGCUGAGGCAGCACUUCCUAAACCUGUUGUUGAACCCAUUGUUGAAGUCACCACAGUAAUUGAACCUGUUGUUGAGGUGACCACUGUCGUCGAGGCACAACCGGAAUCCACUCCAGUUUCUGAAGUAGCCCCAUCUCUGUCGUGGUCAUCUAUUGUUUCUCAAACAACGGAAGUCACUACAAACAUCAUCGAGACUAGCAUCGCCGAUAGACCCGAAGUUCAGAAACCAACAGAAGAAAAACCCAAAAAGCAGAAGACAAAGAAGGAAAAGAAAUCUAAGGCUGAUCCUGUUCAAGAGCCGGUUGCUGAGGCUGCACUUCCUAAACCUGUUGUUGAACCUAUUGUUGAAGUCACCACAGUCAUUGAACCUGUUGUUGAACCCAUUGUUGAAGUCACCACAAUUAUUGAACCUGUUGUUGAGGUGACCACUGUCGUCGAUGUAACUCCUGAGACACAACCGGAAUCCACUCCAGUUUCUGAAGCCCCAUCACAGUCUCUGUCGUGGUCAUCUAUUGUUUCUCAAACAACGGAAGUCACUAAAAACAUCACCGAGACUAGCAUCGCCGAUGAACCCGAAGUUCAGAAACCAACAGAAGAAAAACCCAAAAAGCAGAAGGCAAAGAAAGAAAAGAAAUCUGUUGUUGAACCCAGUGUUGAAGUCAGCACAGUUAUUGAACCUGUUGUUGAGGUGACCACUGUCGUCGAUGUAACUCCUGAGGCACAACCGGAAUCUAUUCCAGUUAAUGAAGUAGCCCCACCACAGUCUCUGUCGUGGUCAUCUAUUGUAUCUCAAACAACAGAAGUCACUACAAACAUCACCGAGACUAGCAUCCCCGAUGAACCCGAAGUUCAGAAACCAACAGAAGAAAAACCCAAAAAGCUGAAGACAAAGAAGGAAAAGAAAUCUAAGGUUGAUCCUGUUCAAGAGCCUUUUGCUGAGGCUGUACUUCCUGAACCUGUUGUUGAACCCAUUGUUGAGGCUGCACUUUCUGAACCUGUUGUUGAACCUUUUGUUGAAGUCACCACAGUUAUUGAACCUGUUGUUGAGGUGACCACUGUCGUCGAUGUAACUCCUGAGGCACAACCGGAAUCUGUUCCAGUUACUGAAGUAGCCCCACCACAGUCUCUGUCGUGGUCCUCUAUUGUAUCUCAAACAACGGAAGUCACUACAAACAUCAUCGAGACUAGCAUCGCCGAUAGACCCGAAGUUCAGAAACCAACAGAAGAAAAACCCAAAAAGCAGAAGACAAAGAAGGAAAAGAAAUCUAAGGUUGAUCCUGUUCAGGAGCCUGUUGUUGAGACUGCUCUUCCUGAACCUGUUGUUGAACCCAUUGUUGAGGCUGCAGUUUCUGAACCUGUUGUUGAACCUAUUGUUGAAGUCAGCACAGUUAUUGAACCUGUUGUUGAGGUGACCACUUUCGUCGAUGUAACUCCUAAAGCACAACCGGAAUCUAUUCCAGUUACUGAAGUAGCCCCAUCACAGUCUCUGUCGUGGUCCUCUAUUGUAUCUCAAACAACGGAAGUCACUACAAACAUCAUCGAGACUAGCAUCGCCGAUAGACCCGAAGUUCAGAAACCAACAGAAGAAAAACCCAAAAAGCAGAAGACAAAGAAGGAAAAGAAAUCUAAGGUUGAUCCUGUUCAGGAGCCUGUUGUUGAGACUGCUCUUCCUGAACCUGUUGUUGAACCCAUUGUUGAGGCUGCAGUUUCUGAACCUGUUGUUGAACCUAUUGUUGAAGUCAGCACAGUUAUUGAACCUGUUGUUGAGGUGACCACUUUCGUCGAUGCAACUCCUAAAGCACAACCGGAAUCUAUUCCAGUUACUGAAGUAGCCCCACCACAGUCUCUGUCGUGGUCAUCUAUUGUUUCUCAAACAACGGAAGUCACUACAAACAUCACCGAGACAAGCAUCGCCGAUGAACCCAAAGUCCAGGAGCCAACAGAAGAAAAACCCAAAAAGCAGAAGUCAAAGAAGGAAACGAAAUCUAAGGAUGAUCCUGUUCAAGAGCCCGUUGCUGAGGCUGCACUUCAUGAACCUGUUGUUGAACCCAUUGUUGAAGUCACCACAGUUAUUGAACCUGUUGUUGAACCCAUUGUUGAAGUCACCACAGUUAUUGAACCUGUUGUUGAGGUGACCACUGUCGUCGAUGUAACUCCUGAGGCACAACCGGAAUCUGUUCCAGUUACUGAAGUAGCCCCACCACAGUCUCUGUCGUGGUCAUCUAUUGUAUCUCAAACAACGGAAGUCACUACAAACAUCAUCGAGACUAGCAUCGUCGAUAGACCCGAAGUUCAGAAACCAACAGAAGAAAAACCCAAAAAGCAGAAGACAAAGAAGGAAAAGAAAUCUAAGGUUGAUCCUGUUCAGGAGCCUGUUAUUGAGACUGCUCUUCCUGAACCUGUUGUUGAACCCAUUGUUGAUGCUGCAGUUUCCGAACCUGUUGUUCAACCUAUUGUUGAAGUCAGCACAGUUAUUGAACCUGUUGUUGAAAUGACCACUUUCGUCGAUGUAACUCCUGAGGCACAACCGGAAUCUGUUCCAGUUACUGAAGUAGCUCCACCACAGUCUCUGUCGUGGUCAUCUAUUGUAUCUCAAACAACAGAAGUCACUACAAACUUCACCGAGACUAGCAUCGCCGAUGAACCCGAAGUUCAGAAACCAACAGAAGAAAAACCCAAAAAGCAGAAGACAAAGAAGGAAAAGAAAUCUAAGGUUGAUCCUGUUCAAGAGCCGGUUGCUGAGGCUGGACUUCCUGAACCUGUUGUUGAACCCAUUGUUGAAGUCACCACAGUUAUUGAACCCGUUGUUGAGGGGACCACUGUGGUCGAUGUUACUUCUGAGGCACAACCGGAAUCUAUUCCAGUUACUGAAGUAGCACCACCACAGUCUCUGUCGUGGUCAUCUAUUGUUUCUCAAACAACGGAAGUCACUACAAACAUCACCGAGACUAGCAUCGCCGAUGAACCCGAAAUUCAGAAACCAACGGAAGAAAAACCCAAAAAGCAGAAGACAAAGAAGGAAAAGAAACCCAAGUUGAACCCUGUUCAAGAGCCCGUUGAGACUGCAGUUCCUGAACCUGUAUUUGAAGUGACCACUGGAAAUAAACCUGAAGUUCAGGAAGAUUUGCCAAAGCAAACGUUAUCAUGGUCGUCUAUCUUCUCUAAGACUGUUGAAGAUUUUCCUGCUCCAAAAACCAAUGAAAAUCAACUUCAGCCCCAUGACAGUCAAGACUUUAUAUUGCAUGAACAAAAAAUGUCCACUGCGGAAGAAAAAAAUAAAAAACUAAAGAAGGAAAUGGAAUCUGUUGAAAUCGAUAAACCAACCGUAGAAAUUACAACCGUUUCAGAUGGUUCGGGUGUAAAAAUGCCAGAACAGACCGAUUCAGUUCCAUCACAAACUUUGUCUUGGUCCUCGAUUGUUUCCCAAGAAAUAAAUGAACCGCAAACUGUAAUUGUCAGCUCACAGUCUACUUCAAAAUCUCAGGAUAUUUAUGACUUUAUUGCCCAGGAGCAGAAUUUCUCUACGGUUGUCAACGAUAAGACCAAGAAACAGAAACCCAAGAAGGAGAAGAAAACUGUACAUCCUAUUCAACAGCCAAUUACAGAAAUUGUUUCUGGACCUAAGGAUCAUUCUCGAGAGAGUGAAUCAGUUCCCGAGCCGUUGCCAACACAAACAUUGUCAUGGUCGUCGAUUGUUUCGCAUAAUAUCGAUUUGACUCCAACGUUUACCGAAACACGUGUUAAUAAAACCGCCGAUGCGAUCGCAAGUAAUCAAGACGCUCAGGACUUCAAUACCCUGGAUCGGGAGCAGGCAACUCACGUUGACGUAAGUCGACCAAAACAAAAGCCGAAAAAGGAGAAGAAAAUUCCUAAAACUUCUGAAAAACAAAUUAUUGAGCCAUACGUUACUUUAGAAAAGGAACCAGAGCGUGACCGCAUUUCUGAAUCUUCAUCGCCCGAGUUCAACAUCCAGUUGCCGGCACUGCCAAAACCAUCUGUAUGGUCAUCAUCAGAGACCUACGCCGAAGUAGUAAGGAAAUCUGGUUACACCAAUAACACAAACAUUAAGUAUCAGAAUCCUGAAGCGGUCAAGCAAAACCUGAUUGGUCAAAAACAGCCGGCUACCGAAGUCCAGACACAGGAAGUGUUAUUGGAGUUCCCCGAUCCCAUCAUUCCGCCGGUUAAAGAGGCGGAAACAGUUGACUAUCCUGAAAAACACUCCCAGUUAUCCUGGAAGGAUCUUAUUGAUGAAGAUGAAGUAGACCCUACAGAGUUUUGGUAUCAGGAGGAAACAAUGGCCGUAGAAACUAAAUUCCAGGAACCGGUGCAAGAAAGACAUUCGCGAAUCAGGGAUAAACCAAUGAUCGAAAUUACUGAAGUAUUUACUGAAACCCAACCACAGCCUGAGAUUGAGCAAGGAUUCCUUGAAAUUACGUCAAAGAAAAGAAAUCGCUCACGCUCUCGCUCGCAACAAUCGCAGAUUUCUAAUGUCGACGAGAAACCACAAAAGAAAAAAUCAAGGAAACCAAAGGGUAAGACGGAUACAACCCCAACUCAAAAACCAGUGGAAACACCUGAGGUUGUUAGGCCCCCUAAGGAAAUUGAGCCAUUUGUAGAAGAUAAUCAUGCUCCCACUCCGGUUAGGGACCCGUCUCCAUCUCCUGCUCCAUCUCCUUAUACUUCUGGUAUGUCAUGGGCCGCAAUAGCCGCGCAUAACGUUCCAGAACCGGCUCAACGAAUUCGACCCCUUGAAGUUGAGACCAAGGCUACUGUUGUUGAAGACGUGAAGAAAUCAACAAAAGAGCAUACAGUAAGCAUACCAAUCAAUUUGGAAACAACGGAGCCAAGGACUAAAAAACCAAAGCAAAAGUCGAAGCGUAAAUCGCCCACUGAUGUGGUUGAUUUUAUAAAUGCUGAAAAACAUAGUCAUCAAGUGGUUGUUCCCGAGCCUACUCAAAAAGAGAAUAAAACAGUCGAGUUCAUCGAAGUAGAAAGCAAUCAGAAAACUCCUAUGGUUCCAUUUAUAGAAAUUCCACAAGAAACUGAAAUAAGUUCUAUUACAGUUGAGAACGUCACCGUUACUUCAACUGCGACAGAACUAAAAACUCCUCUUGCUCCUUUUGCAAAAAUUGCCGAUUCUGAAACACACACAACGGUAACCGAGAUCAAAACAGAAAAGGAUUCGAUCAUUCAAGAUAAAACAGUUCCCAAACAACAGAAGGAAGUUGUGAUUGUCGACGUUGUAAAGAUGCCUGAGCCAAUUGUUGAUGUUUCGACCGACGAUGAAACAAAAACAAUUACAACAAUUACCACAACAACUGUUACUACUGGCUCAACCAGCGAAACUGCUAUUCCUGAACAACCCAAGAAAGCUGAUAAAUCGGAAAAAACGUUUGAGGAGCCCAAGAAACCAGCUUAUGCCGGUCUGCCCGUGGACGACUGUUCCAGCUCUUGGAUGGAUGUUUUGGAUGAGCCAAUGAACUUCUCCGAUGAUGAAGAGGAACCUGUUCCUGAGCCACAAACGGAAGUUACGGUGGCGGAAGUAUCAGAAAAGUCUGAGCAAAUUGUUAAAGCUCCGAUUGUGGAUGAAACUAAAACAACUACAACAGUUACGACUACAAUAGUUACUACUGAAUCCACCAGCGAAACUGCUGUUCCCCAAGAACCCAAGAAAGUUGAGGAAAAGAUGCAGGAGGAACCCAAGAAACCAGCAUACGCCGGUCUGCCCGUGGACGACUCUUCCAGCUCUUGGAUGGAUGUUUUGGAUGAGCCAAUGAACUUCUCCGAUGAUGAAGAGGAACCUGUUCCUGAGCCUCAAACGGAAGUUACGGUGGUGGAAGUAUCAGAAAAGUCUGUGCCAAUUGUUGAAGCUCCGAUUGUGGAUGAAACCAGAACCAUUACAACAGUUACCACCACAACAGUAACUACUGAGUCCACUAACGAAACUGCAGUUCCCGAAGAACCCAAGAAAGUUGAGGAAAAGACAAUUGAGGAACCCAAGAAACCAGCAUAUGCCGGUCUGCCCGUGGACGACUCUUCCAGCUCUUGGAUGGAUGUUUUGGAUGAGCCAAUGAACUUCUCGGACGAUGAAGAAAUUGACGAAAAGACACCUUUGGCGCCAUUCAAGAACGUCGUCGAUGCUCAUAAAUCUGAUCUAGUUAAGGUGGAAACUAUUGUUGAGACUGUUACUCUAUCUCAUCAGGCAGACAAACCAGAACUACAUAGUACUCCUUCUGAAGUCAUUACUGAGCUCGUAAAAACAGCUGAUUUGGUUCAAAGGCCAGCCGAAAAUAUAGUUGAGGCUGUACCGGAGAUUGAAACUAAACAAGUAAUCACCGAGACUCCAUUGGCGCCUUUUGAAUCGAUUCCAGACUCUCCAGUUACUCCGAGUGCAGACGAUGCGUUUAUUUGUGAAACAUCCUACUGGUCGGCGACACUGAAACCGGGUCAAAAAUCUACGACAAUUACAACAGUUGAGACAACCGAGACGCAAACGGAAGAAAGCCAGCCAAUUAAAGUAACAAUUCCAUGCGAUGAGGUUAUUGAGGAAGUUGCCGUAAAAUCGCCUACUGAUCAGCCAACAACCUGGUCAGCAAUCGUUCAGACCGAGACGACUGUCUUCCCAGCACCAGAUGAAAAAGAAGACAAUGAACAGAAACCUGAUUGGUCUACUGUUGUUGUGAGCAAAACUACAGACUUCCAGGAGCCAAAGCCUUUAGAUAAUGUGGUAGAAACGGAGAACGUAACAAAAACGACAACAACUUAUGUAACAACAACAGUGACCACACAUAAGGAUGCUCCCAUUGCAGAGGAGGACUCGGUAGCUACUUCCUAUGUGUCCACUGUGGUAACAAGCCAUAAAAAUGAUUUGGCUUUGGAAGCAGAACCAUCAGCACCAGUUAAAACCAAAACUAUUGAACUUAAUAAGCCUAAAGAACUCUACGAAAAUCUAUACCUCGAAGGAUUCAAAUUUCAUCCGCAAUACGACUUGUUGCAGGGACUAUAUCAACAAUUACAGGUGGUAAGCAUUCCGGAGGAGCCGGUUUUAAUUGAUCCAAAGGCAGAAAUUCCCUCGAUAGAAGAUUAUGUGAUAAUUGAACCCGAAGCGAUAUCCCAAAUAAAUUCAGAAAUCCUUGCUUUAAAUCUUUAUCUCGACCAGCCCAAGUCUCGUAUAGAUGUUGACACCAUUAGUCAGUUGCUCACAGUCGAAGAGCCAGUCGAGGUUAUUGUAGAACCAGAAACUGAAGUAAAAGAAACUAAAGCUAUAGAAAUUCUUGAGGACAAAUCAAUUGUAGUACCUUCUGUUGAACCCCUAGGCGAUGAACUCCUUGUCCCUGAACCAACUCAACCCCCGACUAAACCCAGUGACCUUCUCUGGAACCUCAGCCAGGACGAUUUCGUCAAAUUUGUCAAUCACUAUACGAAAACGGCAGGCGACGCUUACGCAUUGCUGCCAAGGACAACUACAGACAAGACAAAAGCUCAGGAAACUAAAGACGAUAAGCAAAAGACUGACAGCAUUGCAGAAACUGUAGUGACAACCACGACCACGAUUACGGAUCGCGUUGUAGAAAAGACUGAAUCAGAAGCAUCGUCAUUACCAAUCAUUCCUACCGCCCAACCACUGGCAGCACCACCGGUUGGCAACCUCGAUCAGUUGCGUCUGAAUCUAUAUCUGGACGAUUGGCAGCCAGCCAGUGUCGAUACAGAUUUGGCUGACAAUUUGUUUGAUAGACUGAAACGUGAUGAUGUUGCUAGUGGCGAAGCGGAACCCGACCAAGACAAGAAGCAACCAGACGGUUUUGUUGAAAAACCAGACAAAGACGAUCAUGACAAUGACGAUGAUGACGACGACGAAGACGAUGAUGACGAUGAGGGGGGUAAACCGACUGUGCCUGAAAUUCGCAAGCCAAACGACGACGAUGAUAAACCGAACGAUAGAGAUCCUGGUAGCGGUAGUAGUGGUAAUGUGACCCCAACGCCCGAACACGAUGCCCAGCAUGGUCAGAACCGUAGCUGCUCAUCGGAGUAUAGGUCCGCCGAUCUGCCGGGUGGAGUGGGUCAUUGGCGAGAUGACAGUACUUAUCUGGCUCUAGAAGCCGAACAGCCUCAGGUGAAAGUAGGAAAUGAACCAGCAGCAGCACCUAUUGUAACAGCUGUUGAAUCUGUACUAACCGAAACUAAAGAAACUAAAAUCACAAGUCCCGUCCCUAUCUCUGACCCUGAAACAAGUCCCAAUACCAGUACCAGUCCCCUUAACGUUGCAAACGCACUAAUCCAAUUGGCAAGCGCCACAACUCACACGCUGACCGCCAAGGCGAACGCAGCAGCAACAGCAACACAUGCAGCAGCGCUGGCAGCAACCAGUGCUCUAUUGCCGGUUGCAACGGCUGUAGUCGAUAAGCUAACGGCGACAACACCAGCGGAGACAGCGACAUCAGCAGCAGAUAUUGCUGCCGUAGAGCCUGUGGUUGCAAUACCAGCAGUAACUCCACCAGCAACACACACCGAAACGACAACCACAAGCAGCAAAGAAGAGGAGGUGGAUUUGCCCACCGCAAAUGCGGGUGUGACAAAGCGCACAACGACAACAACCACAACCGUAACGACAACCACCACAUAUGAAACGCCAGAAACAACUAGCAACACAACGACAACAACAACAACAACCACAAGCAACAACGAUCUGCAACAGCAACGCCAGAAGGAACUAAUUACGCAAGAACUCGACGAACUGCUUCAAUCGCUAUCGAGCGUCGAGGAUGGCAUCGCAAAUAUGAACCAGAGCAGCCUAGAGGGCAUGCUACAAGGAUUAAAGCUAAUCCAGAGCAAUCUCGAAGUACACGAAAGGGACGCCAUCGCGUUGAAGGCCCAGGCCAAGACGCUGCCCACGGAUCCAGCAACCGAACGCUUGCUCAACGAAACCGUGGAUCGCAUUGAUUUGCUCCUGCGUCGCACUCAGCAAGGCAUCACCAUGAUAGCGAAUGCUAUGCAUGGCCAAAAGAGGCGACAGCAGGAGAUUGACGAGUACCAGCAACAUCUGCUCGAACUGGAGCGCUGGAUCAUCGAGGUAUCCGCCGAGCUUGCUUCGUUUGAACCUACCUCAGAUAGCAGCACCGAUGAACAAGUGCUCAAGUCGCAGGUGGAGCGGAGCCAGCAACUGCUGCGUACCCUCAAGGAACGCCAGCAGUCUAUGGAGGAUCUGGUGGACCAGACCCGUCAGCUGCAAUCCCAACCCGAUGUCGCUCCCCUGGCUGACACGCUGAUGGAACAGCUGCAAAGCAUCAUAACCAUUCUGCGGGAGCAGGUCACUGUGGCCACCAAGCGCAUCUUUACCAUCGAAAAGCGUAUUGUGGAUUUGCGGAAGGCUAAGAGCGAGGAAGCGCAGCGCCAGCGUGUGCUUGCUGAUUCCCUAAUUAAACCACCAACGGAAGUUGCAGCCACUCCAGAGCCGCAUGAAUCCAUUGAGUCCAACGAGAAUACCAUUGACUCUAGUUCCAUGCCCGAAGAGGAGAUCAAACCAAGUGGUGUGUAUGUGGAGACGCAGACAUCUUUCAGUCUGCAGCAGCAACAGCCAGUUCAGGUGGUAACCACCACUACAGUGGAGGCGCAGACCAGUUUCAAGGAGCCACCAGCUGUGGAAACAGCUGAGGUGGCUCUGCAGACACAGAAGGAGCGUUCGCCCACCGAGAACAUUAUGGUGACGCAGACUGUGCAGCAUGGCCAGGAGACCAUUCAGAUCGAUACCACUCGCAACAAGGAUGUGCCCGAUGAGCCCGAAGAUGUGCAGAUUGAGGCUCGCUACCAUCAACGACCUCAGGGCGAUGUAGAUCGUGCCACCGAACUGAUCCUGAAGAAUGUCCCGCAAGCAUUCGAAACCAUUUUCGUGGAGCCAGAUGAGACGACCACCGAAGUGAUUGUGGGACCCGAUGGCACCAAGCACAUUGUGCUGAAGAAAGUCACCCGAACACGUCAGCAGAUUGUGCAGCAGCAGCAGAUCAGCUCCAUUGAAACAAUCAGCGACUCAGAUGGCAACAUUGAGGUGCACUCAACGGGUCAGAUAAAUCUGGAAAAUGUGCACACCACCGACACCAAGGCAGAUCCCGCGGAGGGCAGUGUCCAUACCGUGAUCACACAGCAAACGCGUGGUGCAGUUGUGGAUUCCUCACAACCCGAGGGAGUGAUCCUGCAGGAGUUUGAAACCGAGCCCACGAUUGAGACGUACGAAGAAGUGAUUGAGCCAGGAUCAUCCCAAGCGCAACUGAUUCCCAUGCAGACCGGCGAUGUGCAAACCCAAGGCACCAUUCGAGCUGUAGUCCAACAGGUGACCCGUAAGGUGAUCCGUAAGACGCGGAAGAUCAUUAAGCGUGUGGUUAUCAUUGACGGAAAGGAACACAUCACCGAGGAAGUGAUCGAGGAGCCAGAGGAGGUCGAAAUCACGGAGGAAGAGACCGCCCCGCAUAUAAACGUGAAUAUUGUGCGAACCGUUGAUGGAAAAGUGGUUACCGAGGAGGAGUUCCAGCGCUUGAUGCAGGAGCCCGGCGUCCUAAUCGAAGAAGUUGCCACGGAUCUGUGCAAGCCAACAGCAGCAGAACCGCAGCAAGAGGUAUUUGAUAUUGAGUCUACCCAAGUCACCACCACCACAAGAACAACAACAGCAAUCACACAAGAACAUGAACAAGAACAGCCAGAACAACCAGAACAACAGACACAACCAACAACAGAAACGACUAAAGAAGCACCUGUAGAGUUGCCAGCACCUCAAGUAGAUGAUGUUGAACAACCCGUAGAAGUUGCCACUACCAGUCCCGUUCAUGUUCCAACAGCAGCGGAUGUAGUUGAACCCAAAGACUUCCCAACUCCAGCCACUUCUCCAGUAGAUGACCAACCAGUGGUUGAAGAUAUCAACGAAAUUUGGCCACUGGAACAUCAUCUGAAACCCACCAACAUUGACUUCUCCCAGCACAUCGAAGAAUUGGCAGCACCAGCAGCAAUAACAAAAACGACCGUAGAGACUGAAGACUCCAUGCCAGUAGAGGAAAUUUGGCCAACCAGCCCAGAAACCGGAAACUCAUUGACUCUGGAGCACUAUGAAUUCGAGCCACAAUCACCUCGUGAAGAGAGCACAAAAUCUGAUAGUGUUAAACCACAAGAAGAGACUGAAAUUAAGCCAGAGCCCAUUACCACUGGAAGUAUUACCAUAACCAAGACAACAACCACCAUCACAAGCUCCACAGAACUGCCUCAGGAAACUGUUGUUCAGGCUUUACCUGCAGAUGAACUUCAGCCUUCGCUAGCGAAAACCAAAACUGAUAUUCAGAGUUUCCUGGAAGCCGAACAGACUCUGUCCGCCGCUCUGAAGGAGCAAUCUUCAACGCCUGUGGAAACUUCAAUUGUUGAAGUUGUUCAGACUCAGCCUGAGGAAAGUCCACUUGAAGAGCAGAAGGAAACUGUUAUUGUUGAGGUUUCAACCAUUGAGACUGAAGAAAAGCAACUGCCAGAGCCUGUUCCAAUUGAGGAAAAACCAGUGCCUGUAGAGCCCCAACAAAAAUCGGAGGAAGUGACAGCCAUUGAGAAGACUGAACAAAAGCCAGAUGAACUCAUCACUGAAGAACAAACAGCACCUGUUCAAAUCGACUUGCGUGCCGCCACUCAACUUUUCAUCUCAGGUGAGGCUGCGGCAUCAACGGCUCCACCGAAAACCUUCAAAAUUACGGCUCCCUCCUUGGAGGACAAUGGCGCUGGUGUGCUGAAGGUUGUCCUGGGCAAGGAAGAGGAAUCUGCAGCUCCAACCACCGGCAAGGUUAGCAUGACCAUCAUUGAGACCGCCGCUGCUCCCGUCACCGACGCCAAGCGGCGUCGAAAGAAAAAGAAGAGAAGAGAUACGAAGCACGAGGAGGAGGAGAUUGAGCAAGAACAAGAGACUGAACCGGAGGCAGUAGUGGCCGUUAAGGAGCCCGAGAUUGACUUAGAUCUGCCCGUUUCUCCGGAGGAUUCACCACGCGAUACUGUGCGUCAUGAGUCCAUUGUCGAGAUCAGUCCCGACAGUGAUUUGUCCAGCAUUGAGAUUGACUCAAAGGUCAAGGUGGUGGAAGAUGCCGUCGUCUCUUCGCCUUCGGAGUCGCCAAGGACGCCAAUGGUUGAGUUGGUCAUUCCCACGGAGGUUGUGGAACUGGCUUUGGUGGAGGAUGAGGAACAGCAGACGACACCGCGCGUGCCCUCGCCCAUUGAAAAAACCGAAGUUGAGUUGGAUAUCAAAUCCGUGCAGACUUCUCCACAGCAUCAGCCGACACUAGACGAGACCGCAGUGCAGACGAGUCUGGAGGUGCAGCCGGAUAACCAGGAGAACGAAUCGCAAACCCUGGUUGUUGAGAUUACGGAAACAGAGGCUCAAACCACUCCGCGAAGCGAGGACAAACCAGUGGCAGUGGAGUUAUCCACCACCGAGAUUCAAACCGAUGUGAGCGGUCAGCCAGCUGAAACUGUAGAGAUUUCAAGUCAAACCACCGUGACCACCACCAUUGAAAAGGAACUGCAGACCACGCCAAAGGAUUCGCCUCGUGCACCAGAGCCAGGCAGCAGUGAUGUGGUCGAAUCUCUGGUCCAGGAUUUGGUUAAGGACAUGACCACCGAUCUGCCAGUGCGUACCAGCGAGCAAUCUACUGUCACCGAAACCACCACAACCACGGAGACCCAUGUGCAGACUAAUACCCCGGAGCCAAGUGAACACAUUGAAAUUAUCAAACCGGAGACUGUCCAUGAGGAGACUUCAACAGUGGAACUUGUACAAGUCAUCGAUGGUGAGAUGCAAACCACUCCCUGUGGAGAUCAGCAGCCCGCAUCCCUGGAUGACAAUUCUCUGACAGCCACUUCGAUAUCCGUUUCGGAACCUUACGAACUGGAGGUCAAGACAACAGUGGCCAUUCCCGCUGAUUCUGACACAUCUGUGGCUGAGCCGACGGUCUAUGAAUACACACAGACCAUGCAGCUGCCCAAGCAGGACAAGAAGUCCAAGAAAGACAAGAAAAAGAAGCAGAAGAAUCAGCCGGAAGAGGAGCAGCAGCUGCCAGAGGAACCGCAGAUCAGUGUGACAGUGGAAAUCGCACCCGAAUUGCUAUCGGAAUCGGGUAUUGUGGUAUCCACCAAUCAGCAGAUUGAAGAAGUGCCUCAUGUAACACCCGUUGUGGAAACUCCAAUCGAGCCGGAGGAGGAGGGAGCACCCAAAGCCCAUAGAGUGCAACUGCAGAUCACCAAGACCACUGUCUACGAUGAGUAUCCCGAUCUGCCGGUGCAUAUCACCGAGCAGAACAAGGUUUUGAUUGCAUCUCAGCAAAGCAAACGUUCCGGAGCGGGACCCACAUCCUCGGCGGUGACCAUCGAAGAGGUUGCCUCACCCACGGAGGAGCUGGUGGUGCCCAUCACCCCUGGACCGGACAAUCUCAGUGGCGAACCCAGCAACGUUUGGUUCAGUGCCACCACCAGUGUGGACAAGACACCCAUUGAGCUCUCCCAGGCUUUGAUUAUGAGCGAGAGUUUGCAGCACUAUCCGGGACAACAACAACAGCAGCAGCAGCAGCCCAUCCUAAUUUCCACUAAAGAAACUAUUGGUGAUCGCAUCAAGCAGCUUAAGCAGGCAUCCCCGCAACAAGCCACUCCCCUGAGCAAUGUCCUGCAUUUGGCCACUCUAUCCGAACAGAUCAAGGAACUGCCCACGGAGCAGCGCAUCUUAGAAGUCAACGAGGGUCUACAGGAUCUUGAUGCUGCCCUUAAGAAAGGUGAUAAAACGGUGAUCCAAACUACUGUCAUCACGGUCAUUGAGAAGGUUUCAACUUGGUUGGAAACCAUCGAGUAUCGUGUGUACCUCAUCCGACAGAACUCCAAUGAAGGACCCUCCGAGGAGAAGCUGGACAACUAUAACCAACUUAACGAAGAGCUGAGCACCAUCAAGCAGAAUGUCAACCAAUUGGAGCGACAAUUGUCCAAGGCGGAACCGGAGUUGCUGCAAUGCGUGGAUAGCUUGAAGGAACAUGUGGAUGCAGUGGAGCAGGUUACGCAACAGAACCAAGUGCAGGAUAGCAAUGAUCUGGACAAGUGGCACAGCUUCGAAGUACUUUUGUACAAUGUGACCUCCGUUUUGAGCCAGCUUCAGCAGAGUUAUGACCUGCUGAUCAAUCAGGAGUAUCCCCUGUCCGCCAAACUUGCCCAGCUGGAUGAACUGGAGCAGCAACAUGAGGCCGCUCAGCAGCAACUGGCGCAGCUAUGCCAAAAUGCCCGUGCCUUCCAGCGCGAUUUCCCAGGCAAAAAGAUGCCGCAGAGUGUGCACAAUGCCUUCGAGGCCAGCAAGAAUAUUGGCAACAAUAUUCAGGCAGAACGAGAGCGUGUUCUUCAGCUGCAAUCUCUGGCAGAGGAGUACGAGCAGACUCUGAAGGAGUUUACCAAAAUCACCGUGUUGGCUGACAAACUGGUUGAGAGUCCCAUAGUUUCCAGUUCCCUCGAGCAGCUGAACAACGAGGUGCAGAAACAGAGGAAGUUCUUUGUGAAUCUCAGCCACUGUCGCGCCAUGUUGGAAUCCCUGGAGGAGAACAUUGAUAGUGAGACGCGCGAGAAGCACUCCGAGUUGCACAAGGAACUGUACAACAGGGCCACCAGUCUGCUGGAUAAGGCCUCCGAAAGGUCUUCCAAAUUGGUGCAGGCUGCCUCCCGCUGGACUGUUUUGGAGAAGGGAAUGCGUGAUGAACUGCAGUGGUUGCAGGUGGCUCAACAGCGAGUGCCUGACCUAUCUGCUGUUACCUCCGCCGACUACGAUCAGUACACCACCCUCUAUCAAUCCCUGAGCAACGAUAUCUCACAUCACUAUGUGAAGAUGACGCAGCUGUCGGGCAUCGCCAACAAAUUGCAGACUUUGGUGCAGGCCCCCAAUCUUGUAGAGGAAACCAAUGAGGCUUUGAUAGUGCUACUCAAACUUCGUGAAGAGGUGGCCUUGUAUCUCCAUCGUCUGCUGGUAUUCAAGGAAAUCUGGGUGCAGUACGAACAGCAAACGGACAAACUGGAGGCCUUUGUACGCGAAGCGGAGCAGGAAUUGAGAAACAUACAGAUUCCGUCGCAGCCCACGCAACAGCCCAUCGAGCAUAUGCGUCAGUUCUGGGAGAUCAAGGCCCGCUUUGAGCUGCACAACAAUGUGCGGACCGAAACGGGACUGAGUUUCGAGAAAUCCCUGCAGGUCAUCCCAUUGGCCGACGAGAUGCUCCAACGGCAGUUCCAUGCCCAACUGGAGGAUCGCUGGCAGGCCGUGGCCCAGGCCAUCGAAUUGAUUCAGCACAAUAUUGUGGAGUGCCUGUCGUCGGAGGAUGUGCCCGCCGACGAGAAACUCAAGAUGGUGGAGCGGGAGCUGCAGGAGAUCUACCUGACCAUGACCAGCAUGAAGGGUGUGAUCAAGAACGAGGAGGAACUGUGUCUGUAUAUCGAACGAGUCCAGGUGCUGCGCACUCGCGUGGGCUUCAUUGGCAACGAGCUGGGCAGGAUUGGCCUGCAAGAGCCAGCCAUUGAGCCCGAAAAAGUGGGUGAACUGUUUGCCCUCUCGCACAAGAUUAGCACCCAGAUCGCCGAGGAGCUGGAGGGUGCCUCCGUGCUGCGUGACCAACUGCAGGCCAUCCAGGAGGGCAUCAGCAAUCAGCGCAAACAUCAGGCCAAGAUCUCCGUCAUUCUGGAUGAAUGCGAGGCAGCCGAGCGCCAGGGAGCAGAUGUUCUCGAAAAAGCCGUCGCCGAUUGCCAGGGCGCCGGUGAGGAGCUGGUGACCAGCUGGCAGGAGAUUAUGCGCAUCCGCCAGAUGCUCCACACGCUGCCCAUGCGCCUCAAGAUGUCCGUAUCGCCGGUGAAGUUGGAGCGGGAUAUCUCCCAGCUGCAGGACGACCACGCCUUCUUGGAAAGCAAGUGUACCAAUAUUAUGGCCAUCCUGCGGAAUCGUCUCGCAGUCUGGCUGCGCUACGAACGCCAACUGGAACUGGUCCACGGAUCUGUCCAGGAAACCGACUUCAUGAUGGAACUGAUCCGGGUGCACGGCCAAGUGGACUACGAGCGCCUGCGAAAGGCCACGGAGCGUCUGGAGGGACUCGCUGGCGAUCUACAUAACCGCGAACAACUGAUCGAUGAGUUGAAGGGUGCCGCCAAACCGCUGAUCGAGAGCUGUGAUGUCCAGAUUGUCGAGCAGAUCGAGUCGGCCGUUCAGGAUGCGGUAGUCGCCUGGAAUGAUACCAGCGAGAAUCUGCAACAGCUGCGUACACGCUACCAAAGAGCCGUCGAAUUGUGGGACAAGUACCGCAACGCCUCUGCGGCCGUCAAGAAUUCCAUUGACCAGCAAAUGGAUACGGUCAAGUCGCUGGAGCAGCCCCUGGAUGCCCUGCAACACGCCAAGGUAUGCCAAGACAACCUGACGAGCCAGAAUGAUAGAAUCUUAGAGCUGCGUGACAUUGUGGCCAAGAUCGCCGCCGAUGUGGGCCUGGAUGCCUCGUCCCUGAUGCAGGGCGAACUGGAUGCACUGGGUCAGCGGCUGGCCGAAUGCAAGGAUGCCAUCACCACGCUGGCCAACGUGGCCGAAACGCAGGACAAGGAGCGUCGCGAACUGGACAAGGAGGUGACACUGGCCAAGGCUUACUUCAACAAUGUGCAGCAGGACAUUUCCCGCGAAGCACCACAAAAUCCAAAAGAAAGCGAGGAGCAACUGGCCGCUUUGCGUGCCCAUCUCCAGACAUUGGCCAGAACGGAGGAGCAACUGCGUCAGCUGAAGGAGCGUCAUCAGAGGAGUAACGAGGCGACACCAUCACUGCCCGGAGCCGUCGAUGAUGAUGGCGUCCUGGAGGUUCUGGCCCUGUGGCAGAAGAUAUUCCAGGACACCUUCCAGGAGUACCAUCGCCUGUCCACGCGACUCGCCCGCAGUCAAAACAGUUCGGAAGCCCUGCGCCUGUGGAGACAGUACCUCCAGCACGUUCAGUCCUUCCUCUCCUGCGCCAUACCCGAGGACUACAGCAGUCUGCGGGAGCAGCAGCAGCUGUGUGCCAUCCACCAGAACCUGCUCAUCUCGCAGCAGAGUGUGCUGUCCGAGACGCCACUGGAAUCGGAGCUAUCGGAGCAGUACAAGGCUCUGACCAAUUUGCACAAUGAAACCCUGUCGCGGAUCAUGCAGCGCAAUGGUGAACUGGAGCGGCGAGUGAGUGGCUGGAAUGCCUAUCGCCAGCAGCUGGCGGCUCUUUUGGACUGGCUGCGUCAACGCGAGGCGGAGCGCAAUGCGCUGCAACUGCGCUACAUUCACCUGAAGCGAGUGCCGCAUCUGAAGAACCGCCUGGACGCCAUGAUCCAGCAACUGGACCAGGGCGAACAGCAGAGCAAGGCGUUGCAGGAGCAGCAGCAAGAGCUGGCCCGGCACUGUGACGACGCUUUGGCCACCGCCAUGCGCAUGGAACAGGCCAGCAUUGGCCAGAGGAUCAGUAAUCUGCGGGCAGCCCUUAAGACCUGGCAGGGAUUCCUGCAGCGGGUGACCCAGCUGUCGGAGACCUACGAACAGCGAGUGCACCAGUUGGAGCGGGAAUUUGGCUCAGCCCAAAAUAUGCUGGAUGCCAAUCCCAGUGAAUCGCUGCCCACACAACCGGCUGCCAUUGAACAACUACUGGGAGCCCUGCGGGCGCAGCGGGUCCAACUGGGUGCCCAAGUUCCGGCCCUGGAGAGUUUGACGGUCACGCAAGAGGAGCUCAAGGAGUGCAUCAGUCCGCACGACAUGAAGACCAUUCGCCAACGGAACUGGCUGCUCUGGCAGCAGCAUGCCGAUCUGGACUAUCAGCUGGCCAACUUGAUCAACUCCAUUGAGGAGCGACUUUCCCUGCUGUCCAACUAUCAAAUUAGAUACGAUCGCAUAUCCCAGUGGCUGCAGCGUUUGGAGCAGCGUGUGGACAAGGAUGCGGAUGUCACGGCGAUGACGAAUCCCGAACAGGCAGCCAAGCAGCUGGAGCAGCAAGUAAACUCUGAGCUGCAACUGAGGGACAAGGAAAGGGAGUGGCUACUCUCGACCAGCCGGGAACUGCUCACCCUGUAUUCGGAGCCAGAAGUGCGGGCCCAGGUGCAACAGCAAAGUGAUGCACUCAUCGAUCGCUGGCAGCGACUCAAGUAUUUGGCCAAGCAAAAGGCCACCAAGAUUGGGGAGCUCAAAAUGACGCUACUCCGUUUGGAGGAGCGCAUUGCCCUGAUUCGCGCCUGGCUUUUCGAAGUGGAGUCCCAGCUGGACAAGCCACUGAACUUUGAGAGCUACACCCCGAAUGUGAUCGAGGCCAAGCUGAAGGAGCAUGAGCAGAUACAGCGCUCCAUCGAACACCACAGCAGCAAUGUGGGUGAGGUCUUGAAUCUCGUGGAGAUGCUACUCAACGAUGCCGACAGCUGGCGCACCCAGGUGAACACAUCUGGUCUGGCUGCCUCCGCUCAAAAUCUAGAGCAGCGCUGGAAGAAUGUGUGCAGUCAGUCGGCGGAGCGUAAGGCCCGCAUCCUGACCAUUUGGAACCUACUGCAGCAGCUCAUCAAACUCACUGCGGAGCAUAAGAACUGGUUGGGCAAGCAGGAGAGCCAAAUAGCUGGCUACGAGCGGGAUCAGAAGUCGCACAGCAAGCACAAGCUGGAGGAGCGACAGAAGGAGCUGAGGGCCAAGCUGGAGGAGCUGGAAAGCCAGUCGGUGAACCUGCGCCAAUUGGAGCAGAUCUAUGCCAAACUGACCAUGAGUGCCGGCGUCGAGCCGGAGAACAUCCAGAAGCUAACCCUGCCCACCAAGGUGAUGGUGAGCAUGUGGCGCCAGUUGACGCCACGCUGUCAUGCCCUCUUGGAUGCCAUCGACAAGGAUGCCAAGCUGAUGCGCGAAUUCAACAAUGCCCAGCUGGAGGCCACCAACUCCCUGAAUGCCAUACAAAAAGCCCUGGAACAACUGCCAAGUGCCGAGGAUCAGCAGAGCUCGAAGGCAGAGCCAAAGGCAGUGCUGCAACGACUGGAGAGCCUGGAGAAGAAGCUGCACGAUGCCCAGCAGCAUGUCCAGCAGGCGGAUAACCUGGCCCAGGAGGCCAAGUCGAGAACCAAGCAGCAGCCACAACUGCAACAGUUGCUGGAACUGGUCACUGCCUAUACCACCCUUUGGCAAACAGUGCAAACCCGCAUUGUUACCCUCAAAACCAGUUGGGUGACCAGAGCAGCGCAGGCUGCCCUUCCAAUCGUGAACGAAGCCGCCAAUGCCGCCGUGCAGGUGAAUACCCUUUCGCAAAGGAAACUCCGCCAGGCCCAGCAGAUGCAGCGGGAAACCUCCAUCACGGCCAAGGAUGCCUACAUCAUGGAGCUGCAGACGGCCAUCUCGGAGUGCCAGAACAAUCUGGACGAGCUGCAGCGCACGGUGGUGGACAAAACACGCAAGCCGGGUCCCCAGAAGAUAGCCAAGCUGCUGGGCAAUGCCCAGUCCUCCGCCGAGCUGGUCAAGCAUCUCAGCCAGCUGCUGCUCACCGAGUGCCAGGCGGACAACCAGUCUGCCCAGGUGGACACCGUGGCAGAGCUCACGUUGCGCUUCGAUACCCUGCAGUCGCAGUGGAAGGCGCGACAGCAGCACGAUCAAAAUGCAAGGUGCCACCUACCUGCAUCCUACAAGUACAACUGCAUACACGAGGUCGGCCGGCUAACGUGUCCGCUCUGCACACAGCGAAACUGGCAGCAGAUCGACAACGAUCUGUGGCGCCUGGAGCAGUGGCUGCAGUUCGCCGAGAGCACCCAGAAGGCCCAAUCAACGCCGCCCUCGAAUAUCGAGCUGCUCGAGGAUGUGACGCAGGAUCAUCGCGAGUUCCUCCUGGAUCUGGAGAGUCACAAGUCCAUUAUCUCAUCGCUGAAUGUGGUCGGUGAUCACUUGGCCACGCACACUUUGGACACGGAAAAGGCAAGGCAAUUGCGAUCCCGCCUGGAAGCCGAUAAUGAGCGCUGGAACAAUGUUUGCAUCAAUGCCACCAAAUGGCAGGGUCUGCUGCAAACAGCGCUCAUGGGCAACAGCGAAUUCCAUCAGACCAUCGAUGAGUUGGUGGACUGGCUGCAGCGCACCGAGCAGAACAUCAAGGCCUCCGAGCCCGUCGAUCUCACCGAGGAGCGUUCCGUGCUGGACGCCAAGUUCAAGAAGUUCAAGGAUCUGCGAGCCGAACUGGAGCGAUGCGAACCGCGGGUGGUGAGCCUGCAGGAUGCAGCCGAUCAGCUGCUGCGUUCGGUUGAGGGCUCCGAGGAGCAAUCCCAGCACACCUACGAGAGAACCCUUUCCAGAUUGACCGAUCUCCGGCUGCGUCUCCAAUCCCUGCGCCGUCUAUCCGGCAUCUACAUUGUCAAAUUGGGAGCCGUCCUCGGCUACGAGGGCGACAAUCUUGGCGUGCCACUGCACAUGUUGUCGAGUGAGCUUUUGGAUAAUACUACAUUAUCAACCUCUUCUAUGCAGGCCGCCGCACCCAACACAGAAAAUGCAAACAACAGCGAUGGCGAUGCUGUCGAUGGCGAUGUCAUCAAUACCACGGUUCUGGCGCGCGGUGCUCGAUUCCUAGGCCGCGUUGCACGUGCCUCCCUGCCCAUUCAGGCGCUCAUGCUGCUGCUUUUAGGUGUGGCCACUCUGGUGCCCCACGGUGAGGACUACACCUGUAUGUUCUCCAACACCUUUGCGCGCAGCCUGGAGCCGAUGUUGUCGUAUCCCCACGGACCGCCGCCCACGUAGAGCGGUUGAGUUGCCAUUGGAUUAGUGCAAUGAAACAACGAACAAAAACAAACAACAAAGAACAAGACCCCCUAACUCUAUAGUACUAUAAUGAACAACAAUUUAACCCAAAAAAAAAAAACACAAAAACCGCAGUAUAAAGAUGCCUUUCGUAAGCUAAAUUCAUGUAAAAAUAUUCAAAAAAAAAAAAGAUAAUUUUCUGUAAUGAAAAUGUAAGAGUUGUACAUUUGUGUAGUUUAUCACAUUUUGUAAUUGUAUGUAAUUUUAUAGUAAUUGGAUAGCUAGAGGCAUUAAUAAACCAACCAAUUUGUAUAUAACCUACUGAACAGAACAGAACAGACACGACAAAGGCCGAACAUGAAACACAAAUGAAAGAAAUGAAGAAAAAAAGAAAAGAAUGAACUAACUAUUCAAACUAACGACAAGUAACGAAAAAGCAAAAAAUCUUUUGUAAAACGAUAUAUACAUUAUACAUAUAUAUUUGCACAGCAAACAAUUUAUAUAAACAUAUAUACCCACAUAUAUAUGGAACCCAAGAAAUCUAUAGAGAAUCCCAACAUUUUGUAUAUAAAAAUGAAUAAGCUAAAACGAAAUCAAAAUACGCACACGAAAAUUUUACUCAGCGCACGUUUUUCCGGUUAGAGAGCAGAUCUAUGGCAGCAGGGAAUUGUGAUCAGGAUCUGGCGAAUUUCGUGGAACAUUUUUGCAGGACCUCCUGAGCACAAGUCCUUGCUGCCAUCGAUGGGCUAGUAAACCAAUCGCAAGACAAAUCAUGACCCACAUAGACCAAUCGCCUGGACAACUAAAUGGCAACCAAUGUCCCUCGUUUACUGCGCGUCUUUCUCCCAAACUCAAGGCGAUGCAGUUUGCUAGAGGCAUAGGUUUUCAUUAGGACUCCGGACAUUAAAGUUCCCUUGCCAAAGGAUAAAUCUACCCGAGGCCAAGUUCUCUCCCACGGCCAAGGGUUAGAAUAGAAAAGCUUCAGUGCACCAGCCACAAGGACACUGUGCUUAUUUCCAAUCCUAAAUCUACAACCUGGCAAUAUGGGGACUAGACAUUUCAAAGCAUUCCUGAUACUCAUUUCCAAAUUACCCAUAGACAUUGAUUGACAACAUACUAGUCUACUCUCUAAAAAAAAAAAAAAAAAAAUGGAAAACGUGCGCGCCACGAGCAUUGAACAAAACGAAGCAAGUGUCCUAUGCCGGUGCUAAACCAACCAACAAAUUUUCUAUAUAAAGGAAAACUGUAAAAUGCGUAUACAAAAAUGAAAUGAAAAAUCAAAUUCAUAGAAAAAAAACAUAAAAAGAAUAAAUCUUUGAAAAAAAAAUUGAAAAAAUGCAAUUUGCAUAACAGACAAGUGGCGCAAGUCCAUCCAGUAAAAAGUAACCUAUUUUGUUGUUAAUAUUUUUUGAUAAACCUAAUUCUAUUUGCCUUAUACUUAUCCAACUUGUUUAUUACAACUAUUGUUUAUAAUUUUAAAGCUUGAGCAAUUAUUGAGAAAAUACAUACAUUUAUUUAUUAGACCUAUGCGAUUUAUUAUGUAUUUAAUUAAGUUUGAUUUAAAUGUUAAAUUUGUGUACUUUGCUGCUUCUAUCUGGUUAUAAAACAAUGAGCCGUUAUCAAGUUAAUAUAAUUUAUGUAGCAUUUUAAGAUUUCCUUUCUUGUGAACAACUGUACCUUUAUAUGCAUUAUGAUUAUUAAACAAAAAUUUAAAUAUAAA